Molecule: messenger RNA, 73632 nt
Organism: Pelobates cultripes (western spadefoot toad)
Lineage: Eukaryota; Metazoa; Chordata; Amphibia; Anura; Pelobatidae
Source: the annotation of a GenBank genome assembly
GGAAAAGAAAAUUACGGUAAGUAUCAAUACAUUUUCCACUUUAAUGGAUAUCCUAUACUGACAGCCAAUAGAGGCGUUUUCACUGCAAUUUGCCAAGUAACACUGGGUCAUGUGACGUUACAGCUCAUAGGAAAGAAUUAGAUUCAAUUCUUUCCUAUACAAAGUAUUUGAAUGUGCAUGCGUAUCAGGGCCCCCAACUCUCCUCUAUUGCGUCGGACCAGCUACGAGGAAAUGGCGCCUCCUUGAUGACAUAACGGGAGGUGGAGACGUUGGCAGUGCCAAGGGAGUCUCAGCACUGGCAAAAGGUGAAUAAAAUUGUUGUUGGUUCUUCUUUUUUUUUUUAAUAUAUUUUUUUUAGUGCAAACAGCAGGGUCAGACAAGAGUGCUUUAGUAUUACAGGUUUGUAUUACUAAUGCUGUAGUGUUUCUUCAUAGGGUUUAUCCACUGCCUAACAUAUUAAAGUAGAACUGUCUCCUCAUUUCCUCACCCCACUAAACCCGACUAAAGUGUUGACUGGGGUGAGACGUGUGCAGUCAGGGUGAUGUCAUGAUCCUGGCACACUCGUGCACGAUCGGGCAUUCCUUCCCUAGUGAUGUCACAAGUGCACAGCCCUGUGAGGGUUAAAUUAAUCUGCACGGUAUUCUGGCAGUAUGAAAUUAAAUAAUGUUGGUUUUAAAAACCCAUAGAUAACUUUUGGUUAAUUAUGGAUUGUGCAAAAUCUCACAUGAAAGAUUUCUGCUGUAACACCCCCAUAUUUUAUUGAUGUCAUUACAUAAAUAAGGUGGCUAUGCUGGUCCUUAUAGAUGCAUGUGAACGCAUCCUCCAGGGCGCAGUAAUGUGAAUGCCCAUACAUUAUAAAUGAUAAAUAUUUCUAAAACCCUCAUCUUGUGUCUAACCAUUUAUAUAUCGGAUAGUAAGACUUCCAUUUUCCCCCCAAACAUUCCUACAUAUAAUUGUAACUCACUGGGGUAAAUACUGUCUCUAUAUAUGGUUGUAUAAUGAUAAUAUUGGUAAUGGCAGGGCAUAUUGCACCCCUUGCAGGCUGUCCAGCUUUAAUAAGCAGUAUGGUCACUACACAAUGAUUAUUUUCUCUCUGUUUAUCUUUACCAAUCUGUAUAAAUGGUAACAAAGUAACUCUCAGUAUUUAAACACUGACUGCAUGCUACAUGUGACCUUUCAUAAGCACUUUAUGUUCUAACUCAGCUGAACUUGCACAAUCAAAGCGCAGGCUGUGUUUUUGCCAGGUGAUUGGAUAAAAUCUGAUCUGGAGGUGGGACACUCUUCAGGCCACCAAUCAGCUCUCUGAUUGCCUGACGUUCUUGGAAUUCCCCUAAUUCGGACAAUUGGGGACUUUCCGUGCAGCAAAUUGUGCCGCCACCUGUGAGUGUAGCCCAGUACAAGCUGAGGACUGGAGACAGGACCUGCUCACAGGCCAGGUAGGGACAUCUCCUCCAUGCAUUGUAUGGGGCAUCACUCACUGAGCUCCCUUCCUUCCUGGAACCACACAAAGGUUACAGUUGCCAAAAAUGUACAGGAAGUGCUGUAUCUGUUUCAGAUUUUGAUACACAUGUUAUGUGGCUCAUAUGAUUCUAUUUGGUGACGUUUGGGAGGCUGGUUAGAACGCUGAUUGUGUGUAUUUACUAGCUAUGGUUAGAUAUGAGUACUCCAGCUGUAUUUGCCAGAUGCAAAAUGUUUUUUUUCUCCUUUGACACAUUAUUUUUGCAUGCAAAUGGACAUGGAAUGUAAAGUGCUGCCCUGUAAGUAUGAAGGCAGGAAACCAAAAAGGACCCCAAUGUCUUCCUUCAUUGGUUAAUUGAUUUCUCUCCAGCAGCAAAUGAGUGCUGCAAACUACUUCCCAGCGCUUUUCUUGCAGAGCCCAUCAGUAUGAAGAAGUGAUCACUAGUAACAGCAGAGGACGUAAAACCCACUUUCAACGAGUUAUACAGAGACAGGAGAUCCCGAACACACAAACCAUCGCAGAUACAGUAGCACAUGAUUGGUUGUAGGGCAUGUCAUCCAAGGGGGUUGGUGAAACAUGAGCCAAAAAUUCUGGUACAGCAUGUUAUAAACAGGCUAUAAACAAAAUGCAGACAAUCAGCCCUUGGUUGACCUGGAACCCAGGUCAUGAAAUCACACUUUUUCCAACCAAUCAGUUCUUCUAAAACAUUGUGUUUAACAGGAAGCCAAUCUGUGUAUCUGACAUUAACUUUACCAGACAUUUAUUUAAAUGAUUUUUUUAUUUAUGUUCUGCAGAACAUCUUCAUUAGAUUAUGCCUAAAGUAUAUCCAUUGUAUGUGAACUUGGUUUUGAAGGUAUGGGAUUAGGAGUAGAGGUUGUCUGGCUGAGAACUGAGAAGGGUAAAAGUCAGUGAUGCAGUGUUUGCGAUUGAUGCAUGCUGGGAAAUGUAUCCAAAAAGCGCAACGUAACGCUGGGGACAUUGUGUAUUGACGUGAUCGCAGACUUGACAACUUGACCAGUGUGCCAGGACGUGCGGAGAAUGCUGCUGAGCCACUUCUGCUUGGGUAAAAACACCCAAAUGUCUCAAUCCCUUCUCGCGGGCGGCUCCCUUCCUAUGGAAUAGCCUGCCUCCCACCAUCAGACUCUCCCCUAGUCUUGCAUCUUUUAAGAAGUGCCUUAAAACCCAUCUCUUUAGGAAAGCUUAUGGCCUCCAAGACUAACCCCUACCUCACAUACCCGUCUCUUGCCCUCUCCUAAAGGGCAGCCCACCUUAUUUGAUUGCAAAUUCCUGUCCUAAUGUGUUUUACACCCCACCUCCUAUAGAAUGUAAGCUCGAUUGAGCAGGGUCCUCUUCAACCUAUUGUUCCUGUAAGUUUAUUUGUAAUUGUCCUAUUUAUAGUUAAAUCCCCUCUCAUAAUAUUGUAAAGCGCUACGGAAUCUGUUGGUGCUAUAUAAAUGGCAAUAAUAAAUAAAUAAAUGCAUCUGACAAUAGGAGGAAAAUAAAAUUGCAAUGGCAGGGCCUGUUUCCCAAUCCAGAAAUAUAGAGCGAGAUUAGGACACAGUGAUCCAAGUGGCCCUGAGCUGAGCAGAGUUAGAAAUCUGGUUUCUUUCUAUGGUGGUGGUUCUUAAAGGAAAUCUAUUUAUUUUAAACAAUAGAGGGUUGCUCGUUUUUAUAUUUAGGGCCUCUUACUGCUAAAAUAAUAGGUUUCUAACCUUUAUUGUAGUCCAGCAAAGGGACAGUCUCCUCCCAGCAGUUCCUUUACCUGAGGUUAGAUAUUCAGACUUAUGAUCUCUUGAACCCAAUGCUUUUUGCCAUCGAGAAGCAUUGACAACUAUUUUUCUGCAUGACACUUAGCCGAUGCUUCUCGUACAUUAUAUAAAUAUAGAAUUAUAAUUUAAAUAUUGGAAAAAUAUGGACACUACACACCUUUUAUGAAUAACCACGUGGGGAUACAGACUUGUGGGAGAUUUGGUGUCUUUUGUUAAAGAAACGCUUCGAGUACCAUAACCACUGCACCUUGUUGUAGUGGUUAUGGUUCCAUGAGUAUCCUGGUGCCCUCCCAGUGUAAUUUGCCCUACUGUUUUAGAAUGGUUGGACAAUUUACCUCGGUCCCCCUAGGCAACCAUGAUCUGCUCAUGUUCUCAGCCUGCGAGGGCUAUUUUGCAAAGAUCCCCAGUGGUGGCAUCUCUGCUUGGGAUGUGGUGGUCUGGGGUGUGAAGCUAUGGUGUAUUAUAGUAACUUGAUGCUGUCCCCAGGGCUGCCAUCAGAAAUUUUGGGGCCCCUGACACAGUUCAAGGUUUGGGCCCCCAAGGCCCACCUCCUUGUCCGCCCACAGGGACCAUUCUGUGUCCACCCACAAGAAUGCUGUGUGUGUGUGUGUGUGUAUAGUCGAUGCAGUGUUUCUGUGUAUUGGAUGCAGAGCGUCUGUGUGUGUAUGGUGGAUGCAGUGUGUGCUUGUGUAGUGGAUGUAGUGUGUGUGUAAAUGUAUAAAAUAGGGGCUGCAUUUGGGGGAGAGGGGAGCCUUUUUGGUGGUAUUUACGUUUAUUUAACACACUAUUUUAUUCUGCUUCUUACCUGGCCAGGGAGGGGGGAGAUUGCAUCCCUGGUGUUAUGAUGGAGGGAACCAGCCGCUGCAUAAUGUAGAAGGGACCCUGCCAGCACCAGCUUAACUUUUUAGCAGCUCCUGUGUCUAACUCGUGUGAGCUUUGCCUGUGUGGAGCAUUGCCAUGGUAACCCAUGGCCACGCACUGCUGGCUGCGGGGCUCGCGAGAGUUGCAGGUACAGGAGCUGCUGGAAAGUUAAGCUGGUGCUGGCAAGGUCCCUUCUACAUUAUACCAGUUACGGGGGCCCUAUAUAUAGCGAGAUAUAUAUAUUAUUGAUUGCAAAAAUGGAAUGUGAGGCCCAGGAUUCCCAGAGCAGUCUGGGCCCCUCAGAACCGCCAGGCCUGUGACAACCAUUAUGGUUGUCAUUCCCUGAUGAGGCCCUGGCUGUCCCCCCAUGGCCACCGCUAUCUACUUUCUUCAGCUCCUGGUACUUCAUCCACCAGAAGCUCACAUUAUUAUUAUUAUUAUUAUAUUUAUAGAGCGCCGUCAAAUUCCGCAGCACUUUACAAUGGGUGGACGAACAGACAUGUAGUUGUAACCAGACAAGUUGGACACACAGGAACAGAGGAGUUGAGGGCCUUGCUCAAUGAGCUUACAUUCUAGAGGGAGUGGGGUAAAAUGACACAAAAGGUAAGGAUAGUAUUAGAUUAGUGACAGUUGCAGAAGAGGAAUAAGUCAGGAGCUAUUAACAGUUUAAUUGAUACGCUUGUAUGAAGAAGUGGGUUUUUAACGAUUUUUUGAAGGAGUGGAGACUGGGUGAGCAUCUAACGGAGGAGGGAAGCGAGUUCCACAGAAACGGUGCAGCCCUCGGGAAAUCUUGAAGGUGGGCAUCAGAGGUGGGAGUACGGGCAGAAGAUAGACGUAAGUCUUCAGCAGAUCGUAAGGACCUAGACGGGACAUACUUGUGUAUAAGGGAAGAUAGAUAGGUGGGAGCAGCAUUAUGUAGCGAUUUGAAAGCAAGAACCAGAAUUUUAAAUUGAGCUCUAUAUUUUAUAGGAAGCCAAUCUAGGGACUGACAGAAGGGUGAGGCAUGGGAGGUGCGGGCGGACAGGAAAAUGAGCCUCGCCGCCGCAUUCAUUAUGGACUGUAACGGCGCAAGUUGGGAGCACGUAAGACCACUGAGAAGCAGAUUACAGUAGUCAAGGCGAGAAAGGAUAGUGGAAUGCACCAACAUCUUAGUCGCAUCUGGUGUUAAGUAGGGGCGGAUGCGCGCAAUGUUUUUGAGAUGGAAAUGACAGGAUUUGGCAAUAGAUUGAACAUGAGGCUUGAAGGAGAGGUCGGAGUCAAAGAGAACACCUAGGCAGCGAGCCUGCGUGGUGGAGCUGAUGGUAGCACCGUUGACUUGGAGACAGACAGACACAGGAGUAACAACACUUGAGGGAGGAAAGACCAGAAUUUCAGUUUUGGUCAAGUUUAGUUUAAGGAAGUGGGCAGCCAUCCAGUCAGAAACAGCAGAAAGGCAAUCAGAGACACUAGUCAAGAGGGACGGGGAGGGGACAGGUAGAUUUGCGUGUCAUCUGCAUAGAAAUGAUAUUGGAAGCCAAAGGAGCGAAUGAGUUUACCAAGGGAGGCAGUAUAGAUGGAGAACAGUAGGGGACCAAGGACUGAACCUUGGAGGACACCAACAGAAAGGAGUUGGGGAGAAGAAGCAGAGCCAGAGAAAGAAACACUGAAAGAGCACUGGGAGAGGUAGGAGGAGCACCAGGAGAGAGCAAUAUCUUGUAGACCGAUAUUGCGGAGGAUGAGAAGAAGCUGUUGAUGAUCAAGUGUCAAAAGCCGCAGACAGGUCAAGGAGAAUUAGGAUAGAGUAGUGACCACGAGAUUUUGCAGCGAGUAGAUCAUUGGAUACUUUGGUCAGUGCCGUUUCCACAGAGUGCUUAGCGCGGAAACCAGACUGAAGCGGGUCUAGCAGAGAGUUGGACUCGAGGAAGUCUGUCUCGCAUACACAAUUCUUUCAAGGAUCUUGGAUGCAAAAGGCAGUAGCGAGAUAGGAUGAUAGUUGGAUGGGGAGUUAGGGUCAAGAUUGGGCUUCUUUAGAAUUGGGGUUACAGUUGCAUGUUUGAAGGGCGAUGGAAAUAUACCAGAGGAGAGAGAGAGAUUGAGAAUUUUAGUGAGAGGUGGAGAAAGAGAAGAAGACAGAGUACGGAUGAGAUGCGAGGGAAUUGGAUCUAGGGAGCAGGUGGUGGGGUGGGAGGACUGGAGCAGAGCAGAAACCUCUUCCAAUGUAGCGGGUGCGAAUGAACAUAGAACAGCAGAGGGAGUGAAGUUAGGGGAAGUAUUGUAAGGGGAAGAAGAAAGAUGAGAGAUCUCUUCUCUGAUUGUAGAGAUCUUGUCAGUGAAGUGAGUUGCAAAGUCUGAGGCGGUCAAGUUAGUAGGUGGAGGAGGAACAGCAGGGCGAAGAAGAGAGUUAAAUGUGUGAAAUAGUCGUUUGGGUUCGUGGGAGAGUGUGGUUAUGAGGGUAUUGAAGUAAUUAACUUUUGCAGAUGAAAGAGCCAAGCUGUAUGAGCUCAGCAUAAAUUUAUAGUGGAGAAAGUCAGAUGCACAGUGAGACUUUCUCCAACAGCGUUCAGCAGUUCUGGAGCAUUUUUGGAGGUAUCGAGUGAUCUUGGUGUGCCAGGGUUGUUGUUGAGGGGGCCUGCGGCGUUUAAGUGUACAAGGUGCCAUGAUGUCUAGUUGAGAGGAGAGGGUGGAAUUGUAGAAGGAGGUUGCAGAAUUAGGAUGUGAGGUUUUAGAUAGGUAAAAGCAGAGUUUGGAGAUUAGUGGAGAAAUGCUCUAGGUCAAGAGAUUGGAGGUUUCUGUGAGAGUGAUGUUCAGACGGUGGUGUCAAUUGGGUCUUAGGUAUGCCAAUGUCAAAAGUCAGCAGAUGGUGGUCAGAGAGUGGAAAAGGAAUAUUGGAGAGAUUAGAGGCAGUACAGAGGUUGGUGAAGGCAAGAUCAAGGAUGUUUCCCGCUGUAUGGGUUGCUAAACGGACCAUUGUGUAAGGCCAAAGGAGGAGGUACAGAGAGCAGACGAGAGGUAUCAGUGCAAUUGAGGUUGCUGAUUGGGAUAUUGCAAUCCCCAAGUAUAAGGGAAGGAGUGCUAGAUGAGAGGAAGUGGGGAAGCCAGGAAGAAAAUUGCUCCAUGAACAGUCUAGGACAGGGGUAGGCAACCUACGGCACUCAAGGCUGCUAGAGCCAAACAGGCUCUGGCCUAUCAGGAGUCCCAGUAAAACUUCAGAUAUCUGCUAAUACGAAGAGGUGGUGAAGGACAAUCCUCAAUUUAAGCAUUGCAGUACAUAGAGGAAGUGAUCACAGAUCACUUCCUCCCAGCACUUCUGAAUGGGAAUCCACACUGUAGUAGAGCAGCCCGCAGCUCCUGUCCUUGACCUGUACCUGGCCAGCCUGGUCUCCACUGGAACCCAGGGAAGCCACACACACUGCAAGAUAUACACAGAAAUGCAGAAUAACACUCCCCUCAUACAAAUAAUAUGAACAGCCCACACACAAACAUACAUACAAUCCACACAAACGUGACCCGCUAAAAAUCCACAUACAUUCACACAACCCCAUAUGCAGCCUCUCACAUGCAAUACCCCAAACAGCCCCCACACACUACCAAACACACAAUGUGACAUAUCCAUUCACCCACAAUUCCACAAGCAGCCCCCAUACACAGCCCACAUUCAUAUGUAUCCUACACAAUACCAUAAACUACUCAUAUACAAUAUAAUAGCUCAAAUACGCACAAAUACAACGAUACAAAGCACUUACAGUAAAAAAUAACACAAGCAUAAUACGGCAGCAUACACACCUCAAUUUAAAAAAAUAUGAACGGCACGCUACAGGACAUCACAAUCCUAUAUCGACACAGUUCUGCUAAAAGGUUGCCUACCCCUAGGAUAACCGGGGGGGGGGGAGGCAGGGGGCGGUAGAUGAUAGCAAUUCUUAAAGGGGUGGAUUUAAAUAGGCGGACAGUGUGAACUUCAAAAAAGAAAAGGAUAGGGCAGGGGGAGUUAUGAUUGGUUGAAAGGUACAUUGAGGGGAGAGAAGGAUGCCUACGCUGCCUCCUUUACAGUUGAGUCUGGGAGUGUGAGAGAAUUGUACUCCACCAAAACAUAAAGAGGCAGGAGUAGCGCUAUCAGAAGGGGACAGCCAGGUCUCUGUAAGUGCAAGCAGUGUGAGUGAGUUUGAGAUGAAAAAGUCGUGUAUGGUUGUUGAUUUUAAAUUACUGCAGAUGGAGCGGGCAUUCCAGAGCGCACAAUUAAUUUUGGUAGGUGAGGGUAAAGGGCAGGGUAUUGUGAUGAGGUUUGUGCAUCAGUGCUGUACUCUUACAGUAGUGCGAUAGUGCACCACUAAUCUCUAUGGAGGUUCCCCCAAGACUGUGGGUGCCUCUGUGGAUAUUAUUAUACGGUCAACUUGAUAGUGGUCAAAGUAGGAUUUUACCAUAAACAAAGGAGUCCAUAUUUUGUCUUAUGAUAUCUUCUGACUGCAUUGGAAUUUCACUGAAAUUCCAGAGCAGUCUUUAUCAACAUUUCAUGAAAAUUGUAUUAUGUAAUUCUCAUUAUUUUUUUUCUGGUGACAGUCAUUAUAAGGAGGGCAAGCACCAAGUAAUUAGUAGUUCCUUUAACUACGUGAUAUAUAUAUAUAUAUAUAUAUAUAUAUAUAUAUAUAUAUAUAUAUAUAUAUAUAUAUAUAUAUAUAUAUAUAUAUAUAUAUAUAUACAAACACACACACACACCUUUUGGUCACUCCAUGUGGUCAAUAAACUGAUACACCCAGUCUCUAGUACUCAAAAAUAUUAUUUCUCAUACAAUUUAUUUCUUUAUAUCGAGACUUGAUUCUGAGUGGAGCAGGUUUAGGGUGCUCUGUUAAAAAGAUGAUUUGCAAAUAUUAUGCAUGUGUUUAAAAUUCUUGUGGAUCUGAAUUAUGUUUAAUUGAUCAGUCAUUGUCAUGUUGCAAUAAAAGACCAAAGUACAGGAAUGCGCCAAUGGUGAAAUAUAUAAAACCACAACUUUAAAUUAAAAUAAAGUCCUUAGAAAUACAGGUAAAACAAAGUUCACGGACAAAUACAGGAAGGUAUACCAUGUUACCAGGUACAGUCCCAGAAUAGUAUUACUUCUUGUCACAAGUUUCCAUAUAUUGUUCCUGAAUUUGGCUUCAUUUCAUGACCAGGUAUGAAAGAGAGCAGAAGAACAGAAAAAGACAAUAGUGCAUUAUCUCACGUUUUGGGGUUGUGGAACCCAAAAUGCAGUACUGGAAAAAUAAGCAAAGAAAGUCCAAAGCAAACAGAGUCUGAUAAGGGGCAAGGCAAAGGCAAGGUCAGGAAUUUCAAGGUCAAAAUCCAGGCAGCAAGGUUCACAAACGGUAAUCAAGCCAAAGGUCGGGUAAAUCCAUGAGAGCAGGUAGAAUACAGCAAGGUAACAGGGUAGGUAGCACAGAACAACUGAGCAAUGAAGGCUCAGCUUUUAUGUGUUUAAAUAGAAUGCUAUCUGUGAAACGCACCUAUUUUGGUUAAUCUCCAUAACAUCCUAUUGGUGUAUGGAACUGUCUAUUACAGGGGUUGCUAUGGAGUAUAAGAAUUUAACUUAUAGUUUCCAGCCGCGUCCGCGAGUGAAUCAUGUGGCAUGGAACAAUCUCGCACGUCUACUGUUGCUUGGGAGAUGUGACACAAUCUAAGUUCGGAAGUAGCGGCCCGCCCAAAAAUGCUGUAGUGGUUAUUGUGCCUUCAUUAUUUAUUUAAAUAAUCUACCAGUGCCCUUCCCAAGAUUAGGUUCUGGAUCUGCCCCUGACCGGAAAACAUUUCUGCUGAACAGGGGCCCAGUAUAUGAUGCAGCGCUGUACAUAUAUAUAAUCUAGAAAUGUUUUGAUUUAGGGCGCUUUAGAAAAAAUAUUGAAAUAUUAAGGAUGCCUCGGACCUAAAAAGUUUGGAAACCACUGGCCUGUACUUUCACUUUGUCUUUACGUGCAUGUUGUGUUAAUUUUUUUUUUCCCAUUUAAUUUUGUUUGAGUUAAAGUAUAACAUUGUAGUCUUAGAUUAUAUGUAUUUCUCAAGAGUUUCCUCCCUAUAUGGAUGCAUUCUAUGUGUAUAGUGAAAGUAAUCCGGUCCUGUGGCAGGGAUAUGGCUGCGAGAGGGGUAAAUUAACCUGAUGAGAUUAGGUCCUGGCUGGUUGAUGUAGUUGAGCUUACUUUAUGAAUAAUCUGUUGUUUCCAGUUGUGUUAUCUGGUGAUUGAUCCAUAUGUGGCUCUAAAAUUCCCAGAUUUUACUAUUAACAUGACGUAAAGUCAUGAUUUUAUUAAUGACACGGAGGCGAGUAUUAUGCUAUCUCUUUCUUACUUUAUUCCUCAGCAGCAAAGAGAAAUAUAAAACUGAAAGAGAAAAAAUGUAGAUAUGCAAUAAUAAUAAUAACAGGUACAACCAGAUCUGCCUAGUAACAGGGCAGCCAAUCAGUCUCUAGGAACAGUCCAUAAAUCUCUAUCCUUGUACUUCCACUUCCUCUUCUUUGCCUUCCGAACCGAAGACCCAAAGCAAAAUAUCCAAGCAGUAACUAAGAAACGUCAAACCGGUAGACAUCAACAGACCGGAAUCAAGCUGUAAAACAAAGAAAUAUGUGGUAAACUCCAAACUUAGGAACUGAGUGUAACAUAUCGAAUAUACGUGACCUGCAGAUAAAGAGCAUCAUAAUCAAAAUCCAUGUACAUUUGUCACACUCUAGAACACCAUAUACUCAAUACAAGUACCUCAUGUGUACUUACCGUGAGAUAAGACGAACCCCCCGAUUGAACCCUAAGCGAAAACCAGACCCAGACCCACGGGUGACUUUACGUCAUGUUAAUAGUAAAAUCUGGGAAUUUUAUUAAUGACACGGAGGCUCCUAUUAUGCUAGUUUAAAGCUGAGCCACAACCAAUGAAGAAACAUGUUCAAUCGGGCGGAAGUAAAAAUCACGGAACGUAGAUUCCUUAGACCAAUCUGCCGCUUUCAAGAUAUCGUCUAGGCGACAUCCUAUCGUAGAAGCCUUUGAUGCCAUGGCACCCCUAACUGAAUGAGCCGAAAAAACCGAAGUGUCGAUACCCGCAGCAGAAAGGAGAUCUUUAACCCAGCGGGCGAGCGUCGGCGACGAGACCGGUAGAAACGGUGCUUUCAAGGAAAUAAAGAGUGGAGGCAAGUUAGUUGACCUCAGCAGCCGGGUACGAUCCAAAUAAACCUGGAGACAAGCCACAGGACACAAAGCAGGUCUGAUGGAGCAUCUAGGGUAGUCCACCGACUUGGAAGCCGACUUAGUCCUCCUCGAGAUAUUAAACGACACACCUCCGGGGGUGAACGAGACGUUCCAGUCCAGAGCCCUGACGUCCGACACCCUCUUACACGAAAGUAGACACAGGAGCAUGACCAGUUUCCAUGAUAACUGCUUGAGUGUCAAGUCCUCAUUACAGGGCCAGGAGUCCAAGAAUCCAAGGACGACGUUAACGUCCCAAAACGAUGAGUAUCUAGAUCUUGGCGGUCUAGCAAAGCGGAUACCUUUCAACAAGCGGCACACGAUAGGAUGUUGUCCGAUCGGAGAUCCGUCUAUCCCUUGAUGUCCGGCCGAAAUGGCUGAUCUAUAGACAUUAAGGGUACGAUAAGCCAAACCAGAAUCGAAACGUUCCGUCAGGAAACCAAGCAGCGCAUUUAGAGGGGCAGAAAGUGGAUCCAGCAAUCUUCCCAAGCACCAGCCAGACCACACGCGCCAUGCGGUCCUGUAAGCCGCUCUGGUACCUGGUGCCCAGGCAUUCUCCAAUAGUCGAGCAGUUGUCUGCGAAACGUCCGUGACACACCAGGGUCUCCCGAGAUUAGCCAAGCCGUGAGUUGAAGUAAGUUCUGAUCCACCAAUUCGUGCAAUUUCCCAUCCGGAUCCAGAAGCACAUCCGGCCUCAUUUCGAUUAUCCGUGGGAAAUCUAUGGCCAUCUCCAGAAGGCGGGGAAACCACGGUUGAGAGUGCCAGAGCGGAGCUACCAUUACUAUCGUGCAAUUCUGCCUGGCCGAGUACCGGGAUAUCAGGUUGAACGGUGGGAACGCAUAAUGGCGUCCCGGCGGCCACGUCUGCAAGAACGCGUCCACUGCCGUGGCCGCUGGGUCCGGUCUCCAACUGAAGUACUGGGGUAGUUGGGUGUUCAAUCUGGACGCGAACAAAUCCAGGUGAAGUGGACCCCACAACCGUUCUAUCCUUUGAAAUGUCGAGGACAGCAAGUGCCAGUCUCCUGAAUCCUUCAGGUAGCGCGAGUUCCAAUCCGCCCACUCGUUGUCCAGACCCGGAAUGUGCUCGGCCGUAACCGAUACGGCAUUGUGUAGGCAAUACUGCCAGAAAUCCUUUGCCAAGUUCGCCAACUGCUUCGAUUUUGUCCCCCCGAGGUGGUUUAUGUACCUGACAGCGGACACAUUGUCCAUACGUAGGAGGACGCAGCAAUUUCCCUGCGUCGGAGAUAGACUUCGAAUGGCAAACGAACCCGCCAGAAGUUCCAGGCAGUUUAUGUGCAGAGCCGAUUCGAUCUCUGACCAUCUUCCACCGGUGGAGACACCGCCACAGCGAGCGCCCCAGCCAUGCAGGCUUGCAUCCGACUCUAUUAUCACAUCCGGCGCGGAGCCGAAGAUCGCCCGGCCGUUCCAGGCCUCCAUGUGGUCCAGCCACCACCUUAGUUCGUCUCUGGAGUCCCCGUCCAGGGUCAACACGCUCUCGUACGAGCCCCUUGAGCGAAGAUGGGACCCUUUCAAACGUUGGAGUGCUCGAUAAUGCAGUGGGCCCGGAAAAAUUGCCUGAAUCGAUGAGGCCAACAGGCCGAUCACCCUCGCCAAUUGCCGGACGGAGAGAGAGGUGGCUCGCAGCGCCCGUCGUAUCUCCUUUUUCAUCGAUCGGAGUUUUGCCUCCGGGAGGAACAGAAACUGGGUGACUGAAUCGACCUCGAAGCCCAGGAACUCUAUCCUUUGUACGGGGGUCACAAUGGAUUUUUCCCAGUUGACGAGGAAACCUAGUCUCUCCAGGAGACUCACCGUCCAUCUCAGGUGCCUGAGAAGUUGCUCGGGGGAUGAAGACAUAAUCAGUAUGUCGUCCAGGUAGAUAAUCAUGCGGACCCAUCGUGCCCUGAGGAAGGCCACCACGGGCUUCAUUACUUUCGUGAAGCACCACGGAGCUGAAGAUAGACCGAACGGCAGACAUGUAAAACGCCAUCGACGACCUUGCCACGUAAAAUGCAAUAAGUCCCAAUGCUCUUCUGCCAUGGGUAUAGUCAAGUAGGCAUCUUUGAGGUCUAGUUUGACCAUUCAGUCUCCCUGACGGAGCAGGUCCCUGAGACAAUGAGCGCCCUCCAUCUUGAAGUGAUGGUAACGUAGGAAAGAAUUGAGGUGUUUGAGGUUUAUCACUGGACGUACGCCUCCGCCUUUCUUGGCGACAAGAAACAGGUUGCUUAGAAAUCCCGGGUGUCCGUAGGGGAUUUCUUGAAUAGCUCGUUUGGCAGACAGUUCCGCAAUCUCUGCGGUAAUUAAUCCGGCCUGUUCUGCUGGUAAUUUCAGCUCCUGUGGGAGAAACGUCUGGACAGGGGGAGACAACAAAUCCAGGCGGAAACCCCUGACCGCACUGAGAACCCAAACAUCCGUGGUGAUCAUACUCCACACAUCGAGAAACAGUGCCAAUCUGCCCCCCACACUCGUUCUGCAAGAUACAUGUGUUGGUGUACUCACCGUAUGGGCGUCUGUAUGAGGGUUGUCCACGACCUCCCCGACUCUGCCAUGGUCUCCCCCGUGAGGGAAAAAAGGGCGUUGGCUUAUAGUCUUGGUAGGUCCGGGGGGCGGAAAAGGAACCUCUGUGAGUCCUCGUGGGACCUCGAGCUCCACGGCCGGGCGGACGGCUCCUAUACCUCCCGGCCCCAUGGGAAACCUUAGGGCCGAACACCCUCUUCAGGUUGGACUGCGCCUUAUCUAGCGCGGUAAAGGUACGGACAAAGGAGCCUAAGUCCUUAACAAAACAUUCUCCGAAGAGCAUACCCUUGGCCGAAGCACCAGGCUCCUUCACUGCCAGGUUAACUAACUUGGGCUCAAUUUUGAGUAGAAUCGCCUUGCGGCGUUCAGCCGACAUGGCUGUGUUCGCGUUGCCGAGAAGGCAAAUCAACCUCUGGACCCACCCAAUCGCUUCAUCCAAAUCAAUAGGCUUCGUUCCAGCCUUAGCCGCUUCCAGAAGCUCGUAAAGCUUGGCGGCGGGGCCCAGGGUAUCCAAGAUCUUGUCUUGGCAAUUAUGCAGCGAAAAUUCCAGUCCUUUUCGGGGCUUCCAACCCGUCUUAGUUAAGAACUGAGAAAUCUGGGGGUCAACCUCUGGCGUCUUACACGCCGAAUCAGGCACCGAAGGCCUUGGGCACUCGGCCCUCAGUUUACUGCGCCCCUCCUUGGAAAGGGGGGUACGCAUACGAAGCGCCAGAUAAUUGGCAAUAUGCGCGGGCGGGUCCCAUUCCGCCGAGCGGGGAUGGCGAAGGUCAUCGGGAUCGAACAGGGGGUAACCCUGAGGAUCACAGAUGUCCUGCCCCUCACCCGGCGGAAGCGCCGAAGCGUCAAACUCCGCCUCAUCGCCGGAAACCCCUUCCUCAUAGGAGGCUUAAUCAGGGGGAUCCGAGUCUGACUCUCCAGUUUGAUCGGUAUCCGAUCCAUCAUCAUCUCGGGCACGUGCCCGUUUCCAUUUUCUGGCCGAUUUUGCCCGGCCAGCGGCUCUCUUGCGCGGAAACGCGCCAUCUGGGACGGCCAUAGGCACGUCAGUCAAGGCAGGUGUCACCUGCGUCAUCUCUGGAGAGACAUGUUUAAAUUUUGUUUGUGCCUUGCGACCCGUAUGAGGCUGCAGCGCAGGCAGGGGAGCAGGCAACACGGCAGGGCCCAAAGGUUGCGACAGCGCUUGCUGAAUAGUGUGAGAGAGGGACGAGGACACUGUCCCCAUGGCUGAAGCCAGGGCCUUCUGCAUGGUGGAAUCAAAAAGGGCCUGGAACUCCUGUGAGGGAGUAAGGCCCAUACCCCCUGUAAUAGGGGUCUGAGAGGAGUCCAUAAUGGGGUAACUGGGACUACCAGAACCCUCACUCCUAGCCUGCAUAAUUAACAGAGUCAAAUAGAAACUGCAAGUACUGCCCCUUUAAAUAUCUGAGACAAGGAGCAGAGCAAAUCUGUAAAACCUAAAUAAACUAAAACAGGUGACAGAAAAAUAAACCUACACAGUAUAAAGGGUUGAGUAACCCACCAGGAACAAACAAACUAUAUAUAAAUACUUGCACACAGUAAUGGGAGGUAAAAGGGAGCCGACCCAGCCGCGUGGAAACCGAGGGUAAGAUGGCCGCCGCGCGCAGAACGCGCCGCGGCCGUUUCCAGGCUCCUCCCCUGCUAAUGGGCGGGGAGCGCGACCACACACGCGGCCGGCACUCCUCGCACCAGCGGGAGAUCGGGUUGGCAGAUAAGCGCAGCCGCACACGCGGCCGCGAGGGAAAGGGGACCGGGGAGCAGAGGGCUCCAGAAUGAACCUCCCCUGCUAGCCGCGAACCCUGUCUGAAAGGGGGACGGCCAGACAGACAGGGGAAGCGGCGGGCAAACGCAGGGGAGGCAAACAAUAUGUACCACCAAAAAAGGUAUACCAAUCAAAAGAACAUCAACAUAAAGCCUGUCAAUAAGGCAAAUAAAAGACAAUAAGCAAACAGAAAACGAUAACAUAAAAUAACACAGGCAAAAAACCUUAGUAAAACCCAUCAAUCAAAAACCAAGUAGGAGAGAAAAAUUAUACUUAGCUGGUCUGAGGACAGCAGCAAAGAAAGAGGAAGUGGAAGUACAAGGAUAGAGAUUUAUGGACUGUUCCUAGAGACUGAUUGGCUGCCCUGUUACUAGGCAGAUCUGGUUGUACCUGUUAUUAUUAUUAUUAUUGCAUAUCUACAUUUUUUCUCUUUCAGUUUUAUAUUUCUCUUUGCUGCUGAGGAAUAAAGUAAGAAAGAGAUAGCAUAAUAGGAGCCUCCGUGUCAUUAAUAAAAUCCUGCUAUAAUGGAACUUGAGUGAUCUUGAAAAAGUACGUUCUUUACGAAAUGCGUUGACCAUUUAUGUGAAUCUUUAAGCCAUUACUGUUUGCAUUAUGUGAUUGUUUUUAAUUCUUUUGAAAUAAACAAAAUCUAUUUUUGUGUAGUUUAGCUGUAUCUUUUUGGUAAUGGAACACAAUGUCUUAAUUCUUUAUGUAAAUCAGGAAUCCGAGAUUGGAGCUCCUCAAGCAUAAGUCCCCUUGGGAAGUGGUUGUUGAAUGCAGUCAUUUAGCACAACAAACAUUAUACAGCACAAAACUAGAGGAUGAAACCCAGAGAUUUAUGUUUAUUGGCUAUAUUGCUUAUACUGCCCCUUUAUUUUACUUCAUACAGAAGAAUUUAUUCUUAUAAAAUCCCAGAUAGCAAUCUUGGGGAAAAAAGAAAACCUCAUGUAAUUUGACAAAUCGUACAAUGUGAAUAUGAAAAUUGUGUAACAUUUCAGUUGCUCCAGCAUGAAAUUGAGCAACUUUGACUGUUGGAUGUAGUAUGAACCUGUUAUAAGCUUGGAUAUCUGGCCCAAUUCAUGCAAUACUUAUCCCAAAUAUGGUAAGGCACUCAUGCUCAAGAUAUAUAGCCCUCCGCACAUUCUGUUACUGUAUAUCCAACUUGUCCUGUUGCAAAUACUUGUUAGUUUGCCUUGUUGAAAUUCACCCUUGGUGAAGUAUGCCUUGGACUCUCAAGGCUUGCAGAGGCAAGUAACUCUUAAUGCUUGAGUAGUAACAUAGGACUUAAAAUUGUACAGCAAUAUAUUAUUUAAGUAUCCCUGCCAGGUUACCUCACCAGCAAAUUUCCCUGGUAUAUAUUUGCCUACAUCAAAAUAUGAGCAUAAUAUGAACCAAGAGAGUCAAGCUCCCCAGAUACCCAAGGUCCAUGACAGAUGCUAGGGAACCAGGGCAAUCUGAUGAUGUGCUACUGGACCAUACUAUUCAUGGACACAAAGUGAGAACCUCAAACCUGCUUAACUUUAGGAGCCACAUCUACACUUAGAGGAUUGCCAACCUGUACCUGUGCCCUGGAAUGGCAAAGCUGCUUCAGAUAUUAGAGGGAUAAUUUUAGAAAAGCUAUCAGCCCUGGAACACCAGACAAGACUACCAAAUUAACAGGAAAACAUAAAGAGACACUUAAGUGACCAGAACAACUACAGCUGAACUUUCCUCAUAGAGAUGUAUUGAUUCAAUGCAUCUCUAUGAGGAGAUGUUGAUUGGUCAGGACUUUGUUUGGCUCUCCUCUGGCCCGCCUCCGCCUUGGCUGACAUCGUUAGAAUUGACGAUCUCAUCGACUCCAAUGCUUUCCUAGGGGAAGUUCUGAUGAUUAUUUCAGCCAAGGUGGAGGCGGGCAGAGGGGCAAGCGCCAGAGGCGAGGAGCCCUGUGCGGCACUAGAAAAAAGUGAGUAAGUCACCUUUCCAACACACACGUGUAUUCCUGAUAUUUUAGAACUAUAGUGUCAGGAAUACACGUGUGUGUGUUAGUGACACUAAGGUGACCCUUUUAAAUGAAAAUUUGUUAACCGAGGUUAAUGAGGCACUAUCUACAUUCUCAACUAAUACCACCACCGAGACCAAAAAACACAUAUAUAUCAUGGCAUAGUGGUCUUCAAAUGCUUGACUACAAGAUCAGGUUAGAAGAUAAAGAACAAUCCUCUUCCACUGACAGCACCCCUUCAAAGAGCUGGGGCAAUGGGUGUGUGCGGCAUUGCAAGCCGUUCACCAGUGUGCUGUGCCUGCAGACAUACCGCAUGCACAGAAGUAAUAGUACCUAACUUGUUCUGGGCUGGCUAAUGAUACCCCAAUGAUGCUUCCAAAGGUAGGCUUGCACCUCUGUCAGCACAGGGGUCAUUCUACUUAUGUGCAACAGUUCAUAGUAGAUUAGGUUUAGAUUUUUCUUUUUUUUUCUUUCUUCCAUAGCUUCAAAGGAGUAUGCUAGCUUGCUGGGCCCUUUCUAUGCACAAAAAGGCUAAAAUCUGAGAUUACCUUCAAAUACAUCAUAGAGGCAUGUUUUAAAUGUUAGUUGUAUCCGUGGUAAUAGGUUAUGGCAUUGUGGCAUGUGCCACUGAAAAGGGCUGGGCAGGCAGUUUGUUUUAUUCUUUUAGCCCUGCUGUGGGCAAGUGGCAGGGCUGCCUUGGGGGGGGAGGGAAAUGACUGGAAGCAUGAGGUUUGCACCUUCAGCCUGUGCAGACCUCAGUAAUGGCUCCCUUGCGGUCCAGGCACUCUAGUGAGUCAGACCGCAGUUGCUGAAUAUUCCUAGCUUGCACUCUGACUCGCUGAGUGCUGGACUGCGAGGCAGAUAUUGGUGAGGUCUGCAUCUGCCAGUGGUGCAAACCUCACACUUCCCCAGACUUAAUCCCUGCUGGACCAUCGAGGAGCAUGAUUCUACCUCUUACCCAUUGAACCAUCGGGGAUUAGAUUCCCCCUUCCAUAGAAAACCAAGCAGGAGGGUGCUACACAGAGCACGACCAAACACAUCACUUACAGCCAGUGCACAACACACAGCUUGUAUUAUUGAGUAGAUUGUUUGGUAACGCUCUAAACGAUAGGUGUCAGAUGUUUGGACAGGGGCUGCAAGGGGUGCAAUUUCAGAGCUUAUCCCAGGCACUAUUUUCAGUCAACUAUAGAAAUAUAGCAAUGUAUAAAAAAAAUUGGAAUUUCCUACUUUGAAAUAAAUGCAUAAAAACACACAUUUAUACUUAUUUUAUAUUGAUGUCCUGCUGUAUUAUCCUGUUAGAGUUCUCUCUUUGCUCUCCAUCUAGACAUUUAUUACCUUCUAUAAGGGGGUAUACGUGUGUGUGUGUGUGUAUGUAUGUAUGUAUGUAUGUAUAUAUAUAUAUAUAUAUAUAUAUAUAUUAUACAAUUUUCAUCACUUUUAUACUCAUGGUGUAGGUGUUUUAUUUAUAAGGCACUUUAUAUGCUUUGCACUUAAGGUAUUUUAAGUGUGUUUUUAUGGUUUUAUAUUUGUGCUGUUCAGUUUAUUAAUUUUUGUGUAUAAAAACACACAUACAUAAGAACGGGCAAUCGAUGGUUCUCACACAUUUCCUGUGUGAAUCUUUUUCAGAAUUAUGUCAUUCAUGAACUUCAUAUCUUUGUGGUUUUAUUUUUUUUUCACACAGAAUAAUCGUUUGAGAUUUUCCAUACUUACACAGUUUUACUUUAUCAGAAAUCUUCCAGGACUUAACUGUCUCAAUGGAAUCACUAGCACCCUUAAAGGAACAUGUCCACCCCAUAGCAACUUAUAACUCAUUUUAAAUUGUUAUGGGGCGGGAGUGCCUGAGCGCCCUCUUACAUUCAGGAAUAAAACUGUUUUGCACAGGCCCGAGUCACUUCUCCCUCCCAACUUCCUUACUCACUGCUCUGUCAUAUGAGUAGGAAGGCUUAGCCAGUUAAUGCACUCAUUGAGAGCAAUAGCACGAAUAUAUGUAUGGCAUACUGCUCGGGCCACACCGUGCUUCACUGGCUCUGUGCGUGGAAAAAAUCAGCACAGUCCCAUUCACAAAACUGUAAGAAGAUCUGUAAAGAAAAACCUCCCCGCAAGUGGCUUAUUCCGCAGUUCCAAUCAUCCUAAGGGCUGAACAGCUGCUGGAGGAUGGAUUUAUGAAAUAAAAUCGUACCCCUUACACCAGAAUGAGAGACUCCUGAUUGGUAAAAGCUCUUCCUGGUGUGGGCAGAACUCUGUAAUGUUAGCUUGUUUGUUCAAGUGAAGGAGCUGCAGGGAUUUUAAAGGCUCUUAAAAAUGUUAAGCUUUGUUUUUUAAUUUCUGAAAAGUUUCUGUUAAAAAAAAAAAAAAAACAACAACAAAAAAAACCUGCAAUGUUUGAGCUGCUCAUGAAAGUCUACUGAUAGUCCUAAUCGGCUUCAAAUUCUUAUUUUUGCUUACAUUUCUCCAGCCGUUUUCUUUAUACGUUAUUUGAUUACCAAUGAAAUAUUCCUGGGUCUGGGUAAAAAAAAAAAAAAAUCUCUGAUAGAAUAUAUAUAAUUCUACCUAUCAGAUUUUUAAAAUACAUUUUAAAAAAGAUACAACCGUAAAAUUUAAAGCAAAAAAAAAAAAAAAUCUCUGAUAGAUAAUACAUAUUUAUUAUCUAGCAGAUAUUUUUUUAUUUUCUGUCUUAAAUUUUACGGUUGUAUCUUUUUAAAAUGUAUUUUUGGAAACUGUCAAAAAAACAUAAAAAAAUAAAAAAAAACCAGUUUGGUCAUCAGAGUCAGGAAGUGCUUUGCUUACGGGUAGAACUUGCAUGUGUAGUCUGUAGCAGGCCACAUAGAGAUUGUGGAAUUUUGUGCUGCUUUUUAGUUCACAGUACAGUGAGUCACUUGUGAAGUCCUCUAACCUCCGAACUUCGUCUGUGUCUUUAUUACUCAGCAACUAAAGACCAGUCACAAAAAUAUUAGGGUACUGUUAUACUUCUUUUUUUUUUUUUUUGUGUGGUAAUCUAGGGUUUUUCGCUUGGGCAAGGUAUAUUGGGGACAUGCCUUUUUCAAUGUGAUUAUGAUUUAGAUCUUCUGACAGUCUAUUGAGCGACGUGCCAAAUCUUGCACUGAAUCUGUACCGAGCUAGAUCAGGCAUUAUUGUGACAAGAGUACAUCAGAUUUUAGGAACAAGAGUACAUCAGAUUUUUGUCCUAACAUUGGAAAUUCACAAUUCUUGGUACUCUUCUGGCUCCUUUCUUUUUGUGCUCUAGCCUUAUUACAAGUUAGCGAAUUUAUAGAGUUUCAAUGUUUUAUUCUAGAGUGUAAUUCGUUUCUUCAAGGGCUUUACCUGUAGUAUAGGUGACUGAUGUGAGAACUGUAUUGGAACAUUUAAACCUAUGUGAUACACCGCAUCACCUGAAAAAAUCAGACUGAAAAUCUACACAACAUAUAGAUGGGUUAGUGUCUAACAAGCUUUUUUUUUUUUAUUCUUUAUUUUUUCAUGCAAGAAGAAAAAGUACAAUGAGGCAGACAAUGCCACAAUAGCUAUUGCCAGCGUAUCAAUCAACAUGUGCAAACAUUUAUGCGGCAUAGAUAAACACUGCACAUUUUAUAUUUAUUGUGUGAUGUAGUUUUGUCUAGAGUGAAAUCAACGUGUCAGUUAGUAGUGAUUGCUUACAAGUUGCGUCUGCAGAUUUAUAUACUGACUGUGUUGUAAGAUGAUAAUGGCACAUAUGUACCAAGAUGGUUAUUAGAGCCAAGAUGGUGAUUGGAGUAGGUCGACUAGCUUUUUGGGGGUCAUCAUUUUGGGGGAUGGGAGUUUGCAGUCAGAUUCCCGGCAUGGUGUUGCAACUGGGGAGCAGCCGUCUCCCUGGCGCCUGCCAUGCUUGUAGGCCUCAUGGUGAGUAGUGCUCGGUUCUUCGCUUGAGAGUUGUCGUUCUCUUCACCUCGGUGCCUUGGAUUCACGAUUCAGUGCUGGUAUGAGGGUGAAUUUUGGCUUUAAGUGCCGAGUUUAGCAGGAGCUGGUGAGGUGAGCGUCCUCACAGCUCUGUGGUCAGGCCCUGCCCUUCCUAACAAGCGUUUUUUAUAACUUGGCUUGCUUAUUGUUUACUCAUCUCCUUUGUUUGCUUUGUGUGUGUGUGUGUGUGUGUGUGUGUGUGUGUGUGUAUUUUUUAUAUAUAUAUCUAUCUAUCCCCAUUGGACAGAGGUGUUUAAUAUGCAAGUACCUUAAAAUUAAUUGUUAAAGCACUGAAAUACUGGCGGAUGAGGGGUUUGACAGGGUGAAUUUAUAAAAGUGCCAAUCUCCAUUGAAAUCUGCACUGUAUGUAAACUAUUAUCUAUUGACUGUAAAAGUAUGUUAUCAUUGCACUCCUAGAAAAAUAGGGGGAAAAAUAUAGAAAAUGGUGAUUUGUUCUUCUGAAGAUACAUUCUUCUGGGACUUGUUUAACAGCUGCUAUAUUGUACAUAUCUACUCUUGCUCUAGACAGGCAGGUUUAGUGCUGCUUGGGCCUUUAUAUCACUGUAAUUCCUACUGUUAUAUUUACUUUUGCUUUAAUCACUCACGUGUAACAGGGAAAUGCUUCCAUUGUGGCAAAAUACCUAACUAGUUAAUAAAUCGGGUACAUUUAAAAAGGCAAGCUUGAUUGGGGGCUGACCCUUUCUUAUUUCAAUGAAUGGAUAAUACGGAGAAAUCAUUUUUUUAAUGUUAUGCAAAAACAACAAUCCAAAGUGAUUAGAGAUGGAAAAUAUACUCACGCUGCUGCAUUCAUCACCAUGAAAUAGUUUGGGCAAUCUUCUACCGGUCUUUUGAGUCUGAAUUGCUGAACUUGACUAGAGAGUACUUUCCAUUUAAAUGGACACCCAAUGCAGCAGAACCACUACAGCUUGCUAGGUGGUGCUAGGAUUGUUCUGGCAUCCCCCAUUGUAAACAGGUGAACUAUUUUUGAACAGUUUGACUUCUUACCUGGUGUCCACCGGGUGCUUUUCUUGUCUUCACUACUAACCCUGGAGGUUGCUAAUCUUAUUUGCAUUGCAUCCUGCAGUCCAUGUCUUAGCUAAUUUGUGGAGAAUGUCAGGGCUUAGUUCAGGAGAGCUAACUGGAGCUGCUGCUUAGGAACGACAAGUUCUUCAUUGUUAGCAGUGUAGGUAGGAGCAGCAUUCGGUAGACCUCGUGUAAGAAGUCAAACUGUUCAAAAACCGCACUCCUGGCACAAGAACCACAAAAACAAGCUAUUUCAGAUUGCUGGCUGUGUAGUGAGCAUGUGUGUAUGUGACUUUUGCUGGCUGUGUAGUGAGCAUGUGUGUAUGUGACUUUUGCUGGCUGGGUGUAGUGAGCAUGUGAAAUUUGCUGACUGUCUGUAAUGUUUGUGUGUGUUAUGUUUAUAUGUGUGGUGUGUUUGUGCUUUGCAUCCCUCCAACUGCUUAUUUUUCUGCAGUGAUGGGGACUAUGGUCCAAUGGGGGUUAAAUUCCUUGAUGGUCUAGUGGGGUUAAAACUCCCUGGUGGUCCAGUGUGGGACCUUGUGACUGUGAUGUCCAUUUUAGAGGGUUUUUUUCCUGCUGCAGUGCAUGCAGGGAGGAGGAGGAAGUGCUGGUCAUCUGGAAACCGCAGCCAUCUUGUUGAUUAACGAAUUUCAGCCAACUUGGGAAGACACUGAGACAAUGGUUACAGGUUAGGAAGCUGUGUAAUGUGUAUAGUAAGAAAGCAUUGUGUUGACUCAUCCUGUAUACAGUAAGCAAUACACUGCCUCGGGAUUUGAGAUCUCAUGCCUGAUAGUAUUAUUUGAGUAAAUACUCGCAGCAUUACAUUUGCUAUUUUGGCACAAGCCUACACUUUGGGCUUAACAAUGGCUACGGUAGCUGUAAACCAAAGCACUGGCUCCCUUGUGGUCUGGUUUCAGGGGCUGCACUCUAACGCCUUAGUAAAUGCUGAACUGAGAGGGAGCCAGUGCACUAGAAGGUGCAGUCCACACAAUCUCUGCGGUGGAAAAAACUGCCUGGUUCCCGGAGCUACAUGUUCCAAGCGUUGGGCGAUCGAGAACUCACACCCUUGAUAUUACAUAGUUACAUAGCUAAAAAGAGACUUGCGUCCAUCAAGUUCAGCCUUCCUCACAUAUGUUGUUGCUGUUGAUCCAAAAGAAGGCAAAAAACCUGGUCUGAAGCGCUUCCAAUUUUGCCACAAACUAGGAAAAAAUUCCUUCUUGACCCCAAAAUAGCAGUCAGAUGUCUCCUUGGAUCAAGCAGCUAUUACCCCACUAAUUAGAAAUUAUAUCCCUGUAAGUUAUGUCUUUGGAAGUAUUUAUCCAAUUUCAGUUUAAACAUCUGUAUGGACUCUGACAAAACCACCUCUUCAGGCAGAGAAUUCCAUAUCCUUAUUGUUCUUACUGUAAAAAAACCUUUUGUUUGCCUUAGAUGAAAUCUCCUUUCUUCCAGCCUAAAUGUGUGACCUCGUGUUCUAUGUAUAGCCCUGUUUAUGAAUAGAUUUCCAGAUAAAGGUUUGCACUGGCCCAAAUCCUUCUCGUGUGUGGUUAUCCCUAAUUCACUACCAUUUAGUGUGUAAAUUGCUUGUGCAUUCUUAACCCUGAAGUGCAUAACUUUGCAUUUCUCUAUGUUAAAUUUCAUAUGCUAUUUUAGUGCCCAGUCCCCCAAUCUAUCCAAAUCCCUCUGCAGCAAAGCAAUAUCCUGCUCACAUUUUAUUACUUUACAAAGUUUUGUGUCAUCUGCAAACACUGAUACAUGGCUUUCAAUGCCUAUUUCAAGAUCAUUUAUAAAUAUGUUAAAUAGAAGUGGUCCCAAAACAGAACCCUCAGGGACACCACUUACCACUUUUGUCCAGCCUGAAAAUUUACCAUUAAUUACAACUCAUUGUACUCUAUCCUUAAGCCAAUGUUCUACCCAAGAACAAGAAUAUUCAUCUAGACCAAUUUAUUUUAGUUUGAAGACUAACCUAUUGUGAGGAACUGUAUCAAAUGCCUUGGCAAAAUCCAAGUAGAUCACAUCCACUACAACACCCUGAUCUAUACUUCAACUUACUUCUUUGUAGAAUGCAAUUAGGUUAGUUUGACAUGACCUAUGUUUCAUAAAACCAUGCUGAUUAUUGCUAAUAACAAAGUUCUUCCCAAUGAAUUCUUGAAUAUUAUCCCUUAAUAGCCCUUCAAAUAUUUUCCCAGUUACAGAAGUUAAGCUCACAGGUCUAUAACUUUUCAGGCAAGGAUUUUGAUAUGUAUAUUAUCUAUUCAUUUCUACAUUAUCCUAAACCAACAGACUAUCUCUAAACAUUGACCCUACUAACCGUAAUUUAUCCCCUUACAUCUACACUAACCCGAACAUAAAAAAUAUCAUGAUAUCAUAACCGUGAAUCAUGUAUUUAUGGUAAAAUGAAGACAUAUCAGGGAUCUGGAGACCUCGAAAUACUGAGGUGGCAUUAUUUUCCCAUAACACACGAUCCAAUAUUCUCUGUCGAAGAAGAAGUUACAAGUUCUUUCUUUCCCCUAUGUGCAUUGCUAUUUCCAGUAGCAGAAAUGAUGAACAUCCACAAAGUUAGCACAAUACAAUGCCUUUUAAACUUGUACUUUGUAUCUUGGGAGUAUGUUAUUUACUAGAAUUACUGUCCAGCAGUGUUCUCAUAGAACUUUCUGUGAAUACUAAAACUUUCAAAUAACUAAUCUUACAAAACCACAGCCUGGAUAGACCCCUGGGUGCCUUUUUUGUCAAGAAAGCAGUCAAGAAAGGCUUAAAAACCUUUUCUUUUACUUACCUGACUCCAUUGCUCAGGUACUUUGGUCCUGGAUCGGGCUCCACCUCCCGCGACUACACUGCACUGAGGGAACUAAUGCGCAUGUGCAGCGAGCAAAAGAGGAUGUGAGGAUGUCCGUGUCGUUUCACACUAUGAAAAUGCAGGAAAUGCUUAAGACUGUCUGGGAUAGAGCCACUGGAAUCAGUCUUAAUCAUGCAAUGUACAUGUUGUAGUUUCUCUAAAACUGCAAUUUUUUACAUUGUAGGCAGGCCUGGACUGACCAUCAGGGAAAGCAGUCAAAUAUCCGGUGGGCCGUGAUGGCCAUGGACCAAGGCUGACAAGUUAGAUCAAAAGAUGUUCCCUGCCGGCUCAAAACGUACAGCACUGUCCUUUCACGGGCUGUAGUUGAGCUUAAAUUACUGGGGAAAUGAGCCAGCAGCAUGCAGGGCAGUCUCCAUCUCUCCUUGCAAGCUCAGAUAUUGUCUGGUGACCCGUGUCAACUCUCUGAAACACCGGCACUCGCAAGUGGGAGAGACAUGGUCUGUACCGUGCAGAGGUACAGACCAAAUAAUUGGACCACCAGAACAGGGGCCAGCAUGCCCCCUCUCCCCCUGCAAGGUAAUAAGAUGCGCGUGUGUGUGUGUCUGCACUUUUUGUAUAAUAGGGGGAAAAAAGACUGUGAAGGAACACCUGUACUCCAACCAAGUACCUCCACCCAGUCUGCUUACUAGCUUAUUGCUUGGACGCUUGAACGCUUCAGCCCCAGUCGCCGAAGCUUGACUGGGGUCUUUCUGGAGUUCUUUCAUUCCAGGCAUGUAACUUUCCUCUGCAUCUUUCCUUCCAGGCAGUUAUGCACCUCUGCUUGCCAUGUGAUAACUCCUGUCUUAUAGCUCCCUUAAAAUCCACACAGGACACACCGUUCCAUAAGCGACUACCAUACUCAGAUUUAUUUUUGCUUGCGACUAACUCAUAUGCUUGUUACGUUUAGAUUACUGUGACAACAUCAAUAAAAUACAAAUAUUUAAAUCAUACUGGACAACAUGCAGGGACUUAUAAUGACAUAUUCAUAAAGGGGUGUGUAAAACAAUAAUUAACACAAAAUCUCUCCGCCUGCUGAACUGGCAUUAUGGAAUCUACCUGAAUUUGCAAAUUAUCAAGCCUUGCUAUUCAGGUAGUGCAUAUAAUGUAUAGGCAUAAAGGCUGCGAAAAGGCCCCACAGCCAACUCCACCUUGUUGCCAGCAAGCAUCAGCAGGAGAGCAGAGCACACAAUCUAUUUAACCACAAGCAAUUAUAUUAUACACACUGCACCUAUAAUGGGCACAGGGUGACUAAAACACAAGAACAAUUCAGGAACCUAUGUAAAGUGUCCUUCUGUUCCCAGUGAUGGUGACUGCUGUCACAUAGACACACCCUUCAUACAUAAAGCAUUUCAGUAAGCCAAAGUGCUUUAGGGGUCUAGAGUAAAUAUUCCAUGUCAACACGAGUUUAAGGUAUCUACAUGCAAAGUGAAUGUUGGAGAUACUUGGUACCCUGAAUUACCCUGAUCUGAGGAGAUCCUGAUUGUUCAUGCAGUCUGUGAUGGCUAACCUCAUAUCCAAAAUUGAUUAUUGGUCCUGUAACAUGGUCAGCCGUAUUUGAUGGGAAUGUUGCCCAGCAGCUGCAGUAAGACAAAAAGUUAGAAACAUUUAUAAGAACCAGUUAGUUUUUCUGGAAAUAUGUUUAAAAUUUGUACUAAUUUGCUUUAAUGGAAGGAGGAUUUCAAGUAGCACAGUUUAAAGCUUUUAUGCUUCCUUGUCUGUAUAUGCCGCCUUUCAGGUCUGAACAAUUAAUUACCGCUGGGGCAGUAAAGCACGUUGAUGCCAAUAAGUCCCAUGGCUAACCUCUCUAAACAGCUGUUCUGCCAAAUUGACCGCUGUCCUGUGAUCAAAACAAUUUCCAGCAUAUGUCGUUUUUGUUCUAAAGAACCACCUGUACCAAGUUAAAAGCAUGUUGAGUUCUCUUGGAAUCGAAACUUGCUGCAAUUGCUUUAUAUCUUGAUUCUGCUUGGAUUCAGCUGAUGGAACUAUCUUUAAGUACACAUUCAGUAGAAGGUAGGAUGUGCAGCCCAGGGCUACACAGCGUUUAAAUUCCAAUUUUGGCUGGAGUAACAUUUUGUGUGCAUCACCUUAGACAUCAUGAAUAUUACUCUUUAAGAAAACAUUCUUCUGGAUUUUGUUACUCAGUAAACUGGCAUGUGUCACACAUGCACUACCAAUCCAAUAUGCACAGUUUGAUAUUGCUUAAUGUACCACCAGUUUUUAAGAAAUACAUAGACCACACUAUUUAAGUUUUUGGUGUCGGUCAUUGGCUUAUGGGUUUUUACCCAAUAUAUGUGUGUGUGUAUGUAUGUAUGUAUGUAUAUGUGUGUAUGUGUGUGUAUAUAUAUGUAUAUAUAUGUAUAUAUAUAUAUAUAUAUAUAUAUAUAUAUAUAUAUUUUUUUUUUAAAUUCUUUAUUUUUGUAGUGCAGAUAAGUACAUACAGACUUGUCAUGCCCUGAUAGCAAGAGUCACGAUACAUAGCUUACAUGCAAUGAGGCAUUGAGAUUAACGUGCACAAAUUAUUUUUUUUAAUGGUAUAACAGGAUUAGCAACAUACUGAUGAAAUUUAUCUAGAUCAAGAUUGACGUAGACCAGUGUUUCCCAAUUGGUGUUCCCGAAGGUUCCACGAGAACAAAAUUUGGGUUCCGCUGCAUUUUGCCACAUCCAAGCUGGCCGCAGUUACCUGCUGUUCCCGGAAGGCCGGAAACAGCAGAGAUCGCGGGAGCACGAACUUAAGCCCGCCUUGCCAGCAGCACGACUUGCCGUCAGAGCCCGCCUUAGCACCUGCCCUGCCAUCAGCCAGGAGUAAUAGAGAGUGGAGCUGAUAGUAAAAGCUCUGUUAUUGUCAUAGAAAGCUCUGUUAGGUAGGGACAUUGAAAUGCUCUGUAAGGGACAUUAAAAGACUGUGAGGGGCAUUGAAAAACUUUGUAAAUGGGCAUUGAAAGACUCUGUCAAGCAUGGGUGUCCACAGGAAUUUUUCCAGGGGGGUUGGACAGGGGGCAUAAUUGUAAUGACAUCCAUGCUUGGCCCCUUUUUGACCGUAUCAUGAAGGGGAGGGGCAUAGUCAUAGCCCCAUAAAGUCAGGGUGAAAAGCGUUUUCACAACUAUGGUGUCAGGAAUACAUGUUUGCUGGAUGUCCCUGCUUCUUGCGGUUCCUUUCUGCUCCUUCUGAUUCUAUCUCCUUUACCUUUGUGCUCCUUCUGUCCCUUCCUGCUCCUUGCUGCUCCUUUCUGCUCCUUUCUGCUCCUUCUCCUACUUUACCUUUAUGCUCCUUCUGAUUCUUUCUGUUCCUUUACCUUUGUGCUCCUUGCUGCCCCGUUCUGCACCUUCUCCUCCUUUAACUUUGUGCUCCUUGCUGCACCUUUUCAGCUCCUUGCUGGCCAUUUUUGCUCCUUCUCCUACUCUACCUUUGUGCUCCUUGCAGACCCUUCCUGCUCCUUGCAGACUCUUCCUGCACCUUCUCCCCCUUCCAGCUUGUUGCUGCACCAUUCCAGCUCCUUGCUGGCCCUUUCUGCUCCAUCUUUACCUUUGUGGUCCUGCUGAUUCUUUCUGUUCCUUUACCUUUGUACUCCUUCUGUCCCUUCCUGCUUCUUGGUGCCCCUUCCAGAUCCUUGCUGCCCCUUCCUGCUCCUUACAGAACCUUACUGCUCCUCCUCCGUCGAUUUCCCUAAGACAUUGUGGAGAACCAUCAGAUUCCCAGGCCUCUGGUAGAAGGCCUGAGAAUGAGGAAUAUACAAAAAAGUACCACCCGGAGGGAUGAGAGAGAGUGUGUGUGUAAAAUUAUAUAUAUAAUCUCAUUCUGUAGCAAUGUUGUAAAAGGUGAGCGUUACGAAUGAAACCAAGAAACAUUCCAUGAUUUUUAUUUUAUUUUUGUAUUCCAAAAUACUCUUUAUAUAUCAUAUUCUUGAUCAUUCUCACUUGCUUCAUGUUAUGAGAUGAAGCACAAUUAACCCAUCUGCAGGUUAAAUGAGCAGAUGGCCACACCUAGAUAGUUUGAGCCUGAAUUAGUCUUUGGACGAUUGUGCAGAUUCAUAGGUGUACAUUUUCCCAUAUCUUUACUUCCUUCAUUUAGUGCUGUGAUUACAGCAUGUGGGAGAGUACCAUAUGCUGCUUUGCCAGUAGGUAAAUAUUUGGGAAACUCCCUACAUGCGCUGGUAGUGGGAAUUGUUGUAAGUUCUGGAUUUAUCAGGGUUCAUUGACGAAAGGUCUCAAAAUUGGAAAAACGAUCGUCAAGACAUACAAAUUAGUACAUAGGAGCAAAGAAACAAAUUAACCAGACCCUUUGAUAAAUUAGAAUACCCUAAGUGUGCAAACUAUGGAGACACCAACUUCCUAACUGGUCAAAUGUCAGUACAUAAUAAAAUACCAAGUAUUCAAAAAGAAAAUAUUUGUUGAAUAAAAUGGCAAAUACAGAAAUAUGAGUGGAUUUAUUGCAAAAGAAAACACUAUCGCAAACAAUGGUAUUAAAUACAUUCUUAAAAUAUCAGUCUCCUAGUGCAGCGAAAAGAAACAAAAGGAACAAUAAUAAAAAAUAAAAAAGUACUACAUCAUAGUAACAUAAUUCGUCUAUUUUAUCUUUAACAUAGUUACAUAGUUACAUAGCUGAGUAGAGACUUGCGUCCAUCAAGCUCAGCCUUCCUCACAUAUGUUUUGGCUGUUGAUCCAAAAGAAGGCAAAAACCCAGUCUGAAGCGCUUCCAAUUUUGCAACAAACUAGGAAAAAAAUUCCUUCUUGACCCCAGAAUGGCAGUCCGAUAUCUCCUUGGAUCAAUCAGCUAUGACCCCACUAAUUAAAAAUUAUAUCCCUGUAUAUUAUGUUUUUGGAAGUAUUUAUCCAAUUUCAGUUUAAACAUCUGUAUGGACUCUGAUAAAACCACCUCUUCGGCAGAGAAUUCCACAUCCUUAUAGUUCUUACUGUUAAAAAAACCUUUUCUUUGCCUUAGAUGAAAUCUCCUUUCUUCCAGCCUAAAUACGUAACCUUGUGUCCUAUGUAUAGCCCUGUUUAUGAAUAGAUUUACAGAUAAUGGUUUGUACUGGCCCUGAAUAUAUUUGUAGAAUGUUAUCAUAUCCCCUCUGAAGUGCCAUUUUUUCCAAACUGAACAGAUUUACAUUUUUUUAACCUUUCGUCAUAAUUCAAAAUACUCCAUUCCUUUUUUUCAAUUUUGUAGCUCGUCUCUGCACUUUUUCUAGUGCCAUGAUAUCCUUUUUUAGAACAGGUGCCCAAAAUUUAAGGUGUGGUCUUACCAGCGAUUUAUAAAGAGGCAAAAUUAUAUUUUCAUCCUGAGAAUUUAUGCCCCUAUUUAUACAUGACAAAACCUUACUGGCCCUAGCAACUGCAGAUUGACAUUGCAUAUUGCUGCCUAAUUUGUUGUCUAUAACAAUUCCCAAAUCCUUCGCGUGUGUUGUUAUCCUUAAUUCACUACCAUUUAGGGUGUGAGUUGCUUGUGCAUUCUUUACCCCCCGAAGUGCAUAACUUUGCAUUUCUCUACAUUAAAUUUCACCUGCCAUUUUAGUGCCCAGUCCCCCAAUCUAUCCAAAUCCAUCUGCAGCAAAGCAAAAUCUUGCUCACAUUGUAUUCCUUUACAGAGUUUGUCAUCUGUAAACACUAAAACAAGGCUUUCAAUGCUAUUGCAAGAUCAUUUAUAAAUAUGUUAAAUCGAAGCAUUCCUAGAACAGAACCCUGAGGAACACCAAUUACCACACUUGUCCAGCCUGAAAAUGUACCAUUAAUGACAACUCGUUGUACUCUAUCCUUAAGCCAAUGUUCUACCCAAGAACAAGAAUAUUCAUCUAGACCAAUUUCUUUUAGUUUGAAGACUAACUAACCUAUUGUAAGGAAAUGCCUUGGCAAAAUCCAAGUAGAUUACAUCCACUGGAACACUCUGAUCUAUACUUCAACUUAUUUCUUCGUAGAAUGCAAUUCGGUUAGUUUGACAUGACCUAUUUUACAUAAAACCAUGCAGAUUAGUGCUAAUAACUUCUUGUGUACCACCAACCAUGUCUAUUUCUGCCUCUUUCCUUCUUUUGGCUCUUUAGUGUAUCGUGUUUAGAAGUAGUGGAGGUGGGAGUAAGACGUGCAACCAUUCUAAAGUGGUUUGACUGAUCACGCUAAGGGAGCACAAGGCACCAUAACUCUACAGUGUGCAGUAGUGGUUAUGGUGCUUGAAGUGUUCUUUUAUUUGCAUUUAAAGUUCACACAUAGGCAUGAUAUUCUGGUGUCAUAUUAAAGGAACAUGCCAAGCAUUGUAAUCAUUACAGCUUGCUGUGGUGGUUAUGGUGUCAGAGCUUCCCUGGCACUCCCAUUGUAAGGACAGUUUGACUUCUUACCUUGGGUCCGCUGGGCGCUGCUCUCUACCUCCACUACCAGGCCCGGACUGGCCAUCGGGCACACCGGGCACUAUCCGAGCGCCGGCCCCGCUGUCUUCCAUGGAGGGUCGGUGGGGAGAUCAAAGGUCUCCCUCACCGGCCCAUUUAAAUAGACCUGCGGCUGGGGAAAGAGAGGACCCGGCGGAGCUCUAUCUUGCAGCUCCGCCGGGUUCCUCUCGCGAGUUCGGGAGCUAGCCCUCAGGCUAGAGUUCACUCACCACUCGACUACCAGGGAUGGUGCGCGAGUGCUGGUCCCUCCCCUCCCAGACACCACGUGCCUGUCCCCCCCUCCCAGGCUAAAGGUAAGAAGGGAGGGGGGAUUUAAUGCCUGCUUAGUUUUUUUUUUUUAUUUGUAUAUUUACCCCCACUUAGUUUUUUAUUUAUUUACCCCCCAACACACAACAUUUAUACACAGCACCCUCACACACAUCAUACACAGCACUCACAUACAGCACUCACUCUCACCACAGUCAGCACUCACACACAUCACACAUCACACUCGGCACUCUCGCACACUCGGCACUCUCGCACACAUCACACUCGGCACUCUCGCACACAUCACACUCGGCACUCUCGCACACAUCACACUCGGCACUCUCGCACACAUCACAGCACUCUCGCACACAUCACAUCAUACACAGCACUAUCACACUCAGCACUCACACACAUCAUACACAGCACCCUCACAUACAGCACACCUCACACACAGCAUCCAUCACACACACAUACUGCACCCCUCACAUACACACACAGCAUCCAUCACACACACAUACUGCACCCCUCACAUACACACACAACCCCCCGAUACACUGCAUCACACACACACAAUACUUCCAAACAUAUUUAUAUAAAAAAAGAAAUAUAUAUAUAUAUAUACAUAUAUAUAUAUAUAUAUAUACAUACAUACACACAGCACCCCUCACACACACACUGCACCCCUAAACACAUUAAAAUUCCAGACACACACUAGAUCCUUUAGCCAACUCUGGAUGAUCUACACACAUACACUAGAUCCCUAUAUACACUCUGAAUCCGUUAUAUACGCACGCUCACUAGAUCUCCUAUACAUAUUCUGGGUCCUUCAAACACACACAAGACAUAUAUAUAAUAAUACACACACACAGACACUCUGGAUCCCCUAUACGCACACUAGAUUCCUUGUAAGCAAACACAUACUACAUUUCCUGAACACACACUCUCUACAAACACUACAUCACCUAUACACACACACACACACACUAUAGCCUGUAUGCACACACUUGCUACAUCCCCUAUACACACAUUCUCUACAGCCCCUAGCCACAUAUGCAUUACAUUACACCAUAAACACAACACGACUAAAACCGACCUUAUUACACAAUACCACACCACGACCAGCUCACUCUGCACACACGCAAUACCACAAGCAGGCUCCAAACACAUGCACAAUACUCUUUCCUGGCCCUUUUGUCUCCUGGUAUCCAUUUAUAGAGACACCAGAGACAAGUUGCAAGGAAACACAGUGCAAGCAUGUUAUUAAAUUUGCUUGCACUGUGCAGAACAAAUACAGGGCUCUUCAGUAGAACUCUGCGCAUGGUCUGCCCUGGAAGAGCAUUGAACCAACAUGCUCACUUUGAAAGGGGGCAUAUUUGUCAUGAGUGAUGACAAAACACACCCUCUCUGCCCAGCCCCCUUCUUAGUGGGCCGCUGUGAUAAAAAAAAUGCCUGGGCCAGAUUUCUUUCCCAGUCCGGCCCUGUCCACUACCAUUGCUGGAGAAACUGACGUUAUGAGCAGGUGUUAAUAGUGGAGAAUGGGAGCAGCAUCCAUCAGACAGUAGGUAAGAAGUCAAACAAAGAAAAAAUGGUUUGACAUCUUACAUUGUGGUGGGUGUGGGGGAUCAGUAAACAUCUGGCGCCAUAACUGCUAGAGCCAGCGGUAGUGGUUAUAGUGCUUGCAGGGUAUCUUUAAGGAAGCGUGCUUCACAGAAAUGAAUUCAGGUGCCUUAGAAAUCCCAACAGCAGAGCAUUUAACCAUUAUAUGUAAAUAUCUCAGCUACUAAUUGUAUGUGACAAAAAUGCCAACAUUUCAGACACUUCCUCUAGUGGACUAAUAGAAUCUCUAAAACAUGUAUUUGCCAAUAUUGCUGUGAGGAUCAAUAAGUAAAUAAGAAUAUUUUUUUCAAUAACUAAUUAAUAACAUUUCAUUUAUGAACUUGCUGUGUUAUGUAGAUAUGUAUUUGCUGGCUAUAUCUCUGUGUUUUGAAUGCUGCACUUUCUAUUUUAAUUCAAAUUAUUUGUUGGUGAAGGGGGUUUACUAUGCUGGGCAGCAUUGCUAAUGGAAUGUGUGUUUGCAGACUCUUAUGAAUAAAGCAUUUUAUUAUAGGUCAUGUCUACACUUAUUUACAUUUGUUUUGAUGCUACCCCUUCCUGUUUCAUCUCCUAACCCCUUAACCCUUUUAUAACCUAUACCAGUGACUCGCUUUGUUCUGCUCCCAAAAAAUAUUCACACUCACAAGUUGUCACUAUGCUCUGCCCACAUACCAAUCCUUCACGCUGUUGGGCAGAACACGAAAUGUACUGCCAUGUGGUAUCUAGCAUUCAUGUGCUGCAUGCUUCAUGGUGCAAAAUAAUCCUUUAAUAAUGCUGGGCUCCCAAAGUAACUGCCUUGAUAAUAGUGAUGAUUUCUCUCAAUCACUAUUAUUAAAAAAAAAAAUAAUACAUGGUAAGUGUUCAAGAAACCAUUAUGUGGGUUGUUAAUGCAAAAUACCAAAACAAAUUAAUCUUAAAAUAAUAAUAUAUGGUGUGUUUAUAUAUGGGCCAUGCUGUCCAAGGAUAUCCAGUCAGUGUGGUUUUUAUUCUGAUGGGCUGAUACAAAAUGUGUAAGUUAAACCACAAUAUAGACCCAGCCACACUCUCCCCCUGUGUGUCUGUCACCCCUAGCACAGUCUCACUGUCUCUGCAUGUUUUGCUUCCUGCAUGGGUAGUGGGUGUGUUUGCUGGUCAUGUGACUCUGACGUCACUUCUCAGUGUGCUGGUAAUUUAGGGACUUUCCUAUACAGCUCCAACUUUCCUGGGGCCCUUCCCCUCCCCCUGACUGCCCUGCCAGCCCUGGUGUACUCUACGUGCUGUAUUCCCCUUAUUCUUCAGAAAGACUGAGAAAACAAAAUACUCUCUAUUUCCCUGUUUGUCACUCUUUUUAGAGCCUGUAUGGGCAAGGGCUGGUUACUAUGAGCUGCUGAACAUUCUGAGCUGGCUUCCUCUGUGUGAUUUGUCUUCUCUGUACCCAGGACUCUUUUUAACUGGAUCUACCCCCCUGGCUACCUAACCCCAGAGAGAAGAGGGGAUCAGGAAGAGACGUGAUGAGCUUUAAAGUGGAAAGAUAUGAUUCUGUAAGUAUCUUGACAUUGGUUUCCUACUGUUAAUACAAUGUAUCUGUGAGUGUCAGUGUAUACAAUGUAUCUGUGUGUAUCUGUGAGUGUCAGUGUAUACAAUUUAUCUGUGUGUGUGUGUAUGCAAUGUAUCUGUGUGUGUGUGUACAAUGUAUCUGUGAGUGUCAAUGUAUACAAUGUAUCUGUGUGUAUACAAUGUAUCUGUGUCUGUGUGUACAAUGUAUCUGUGAGUGUCAGUGUAUACAAUUUAUCUGUGAGUGUGUGUGUGUGUGUGUGUGUGUACAAUGUAUCUGUGAGUGUCAGUGUAUACAAUUUAUCUGUGUGUGUGUAUGCAAUGUAUCUGUGUGUGUGUAUGCAAUGUAUCUGUGUGUGUGUGUACAAUGUAUCUGUGAGUGUCAAUGUAUACAAUGUAUCUGUGAGUGUCAGUGUAUAUAAUAUGUCUGUGUAUACAAUGUAUCUGUGCUGUGCUCACAGUGUAUAAUCCUCUAAUAAUAAAUAUGGGACACACAUAAAGGAAGAUCUGAGCUGUGAUUGUACUGUAACAGCUUAGUGGGUUCUACCUUUUGGUUUACGCCUGCUCAUUUAUGAAAUGCCUAAAUAAUCCAUCUGCUCUACACAUUAGCUCCUCAUAUGAUCAACAAUAUGAUGUGGGGACACCAGAGAUUACAUUUUAUACUAUUUGUGAUGUGUUUUCUGUUGUCAUUAUUUGAAUCCAUUUUCUUUCAUCUGCUAUGCGGUUAUGGAUGUAUUUCAUUUUCAUGUAAUUUGAAAAUGCAGUUUAGGUAUUGCGAAAUCCAACUUCUGAUCUGCAGUAUAAAAAAAUAAAAUAAAAAGUAUACAAAGGGCUGUUUGCUUUACAGUGUUAUUACAUUGUGUGUGUGUGUUUUGUGUGUAAAUCUGGACUGUUUAAUGUACACCGUGGUAUUCUGUUGCCACAUUUUGUAGAAGGCUGUACUCUCUAACAAUUUUUAUAUUAAAGCUGCUUUAUUCAGAUGUGAAUGAGAACAAUUUCAAACUUUUCUGGUGGGGUUAAUACAAGUAAAGUGUUUGCAGCUGCAUAUUUCUUGUUUAGCCAUUUCCGCUUUGUAUAUAUAGCUGAUAUGACCAGCAAGCACAUCCUGACAAAUUUCGUCAUACAUGUUUAACACUAAAUACAGAGAGCUAGAAUAUAGCGGAUCCUUGCACAUGUAGAUUUAUGUUCUGCAUCAAGCCUUACUAAGGAAUAGUUAGCGGUAGAGGAGGCUGAUCCAUAAAGGCUGGUGGGGCUACCCCAACUCCCCUCACCACCUGUUUUUUUUUUUUAUUAAUAAAUCAUUAAUGCAUUGACGAGGUAAGGACUUAUAAGUGUAAAUUAAGAUAUAAUUACAAUGAUUUUCAUAAUUGACUGCUGAAAGCGCCAUAUUUUCUGCAUAUAGACCUUAGACAUGCUAUAUAUGCUCUAACCGGAUUUAUUACAUCACCCAUUGGCUACGCAGUGGGACAUCCGUUCUGGUAUGCCCUAAAAAAUCAGGGGGUUGAGUUUGAAUUCUUUAAUUGGUCGUUUCAAAAAAUAAUAUAUCUGUAAGAUUAUUGGGUUGAACAGGGCAUCACAUCUCACCAUGGGAUGUACAAAGUUAAAUCCUGUGGGUAGUAUCUAGCCCUUAACCAUCUUGAAAGUUCACCAGCCAGCAAUGGUUUCCCUCUGUAUAUGGGAACGAAGACGUGUGGGAUUUACUUUUUCUUGAGAACUUUCUUUAAAAACUUCUUAUAAGGGGUUCAUUCAUUGCAUUACAAAAAUAAUAUGGACUAACUCACACAUUGCAUCAACCAAAUGGCUCUUAAAGAGGGGGACAAGCCUGUACCUGUGCUCGAGCAGCAGAUAUUUUCUUUGUGGUACACUAAGAAGAAGAUAAUGCCCACAGGAUUAUACACUAAAGUGGGAACUAGCUGGAAUCCAAAGUGAAUUGUAUAUUUCAGGCCCAAAAAAAGCUGAAUUGGAUGAAUUUUUUUUGUCCUUAAUUUCUAUUUAUUUAUUUUAUUUUAUUUUUUGUGCCUAAUGAUGUACACAUUGGUGAAUAAACCUGACAGAACACUGGAAAGGGCCACAAGAUGUGUGAAUAUUGAGUAUUUACCGAUUUGCCCUGAGAACCUGUCACACUAGUAAAAACAUUUUCAUGUCAAUCCCCCAAGUGCCCCUGAGCUAAAUACACAUGUUUGGGUAGGCUUGUCUAUAGUCAGUUCUUAUAGAACAUAAUACACUUCUUUAAUCCUGUAUGUCCUUUGGGGUAACAUGUCUUAGUUCUUUAAAUUUAACAGAUUUAAUUUGUGUUUAGAAAUGCUGGUGUAUCAAGUAUGACCAUGAAAUAGUAUUCAUUUUGAAGGAUUGCAAUGUGUUCUAUCAAGGUGUGUGAACCCCCCACUCCCCGGAUGUCCAUUGCUUUGUUAUUUAGUAUCAGAGCAACCAAUGUCCCAAAAUGUACUUUGAGUUUUUCUUCUUGUUUUCGAUGUGAGCUUUUUGGAAAUGCAGUAACUUACACUGUAUAACCUGCAUUUCCACGUACAUUUUUUUACCUUCAUUUUCUGUUCUGGGUUGAUUUGCUUUUUUCUGUUUCCCUCUCGUUGUUAGUUUGCAAUCUCUGUCAAGCUAUGAGUCUUAAAUCUCUGGGAAUUCCCAUAUUUCUAUUUAUUGUGAUCUUAAGCAAUCUGUUCAGUCAACUGUGAUGCAGAGUUGGUUCAUAAAUACCACAAAAGCCCCUUUAAUUUACAUCCUGUUUAUAUUUCUAUAUGAUCCUUAUUUUCUGUUUACUCAUUGACUUCGCGCAGGACAAGAUUUAAAAAAAAAAAAAAUAUUGCGUAAUUUUAGUUUGGGUGCAUGCAGCCCUUAAUUUGUGGUUGGACUACAAUUCCCAUUGCCCUCAUUGGGUGAUGGCAAUUUCUGGCCUAAACUUUAAAUAAAUAAAAACACACUGUGAAAAUUCAGUGAAUCUAAAAAUGUAGACCCCUGUCUCUUGAACAGCUACAACUCCUCUACGUUUAGGCUAACAGCAUUAUGGGAGUUUUUCAUACAAGUGUCACAUUUUGGCAUUAUCUGUUGGGAUUAUUGGUGAACUCGGACCUGUGUGGUCUGUUGUAGAUCUUUCUUGUGAACUAUUAGUGUAGUUUCCUGUGAUUGUGGAUUAUAUAGAAAUCCUGGCAGUGUUUUUGACAGCGCACAGUUAGUAUGAGAUGGAUUAGCCAGGCAGAUUGUGACCUACCUAUAAACACUGUAUAAACACAAGACUAUCUCUCCUUAAUUUGAUACGGUGGAAGCUGGCACUAAACAUGCAAUCACAAGACAAUUUAAGUUCUCCUCUUUUUUUGGCUACUUUUUUAUUUUCUCCACCGUCGGGACACCUGGUGGUUGUUGUGGUGGGGGAAGUGCAUUCGGAAUGCAAGUGUACCAAACACCAAGAUCUGAAAACCGUUUGUUUAAUUGGUUUACAUGACUUUCAGUCCGUUGCUUGUUCUCAUUUACACUUGCAUAGUGCUGGGUUUAGUGUGAAUAUUGAUAGCUUAUUUAUUCGAUGCCAGGGAGGAACACAUGUUGGCAGAGACGGCAAAAAGCAUGCCCACCUGUCCAAGUCUGUUUUGUAGCUUGGUAAGGCCUGUUGGCUUGUUCUUAGGCUCUUCUUCAUCAUUUACUGAAACCAUGGUGGCUGUGGAUCGAAUUGCUCCAGAUCCCCUAAUUUUCGAUCAUAUUGAUCACUAAAUCCCAGAUUAAAGGGACACUAUAGUAUCCAAAACAACUUUAGCUUAAAGAUGCAGCUUUGGUGUAUAGAUCAUGCCUCUGAAAUUUCACUGCUAAAUUCUCUGCCAUUUAGGAGUUAAAUAACUUUUUGUUUCUGUUUAUGCAGCUCUAGCCACACCUCUCCUGGCUGUGACUCACACAGAAAAAAAAAAUUGGUUUCCCUAUCAAUCAGAUGUAACUUACUUUAAAAGUUUUUAUCUCCUGCUCUGUGAAUUGAACUUAAAUCACACACAGAAGGCUCCUGCAGAGUCUAACAAGCUAUUAACAGUGCAGAGGAUACGACAUUUUCAAUUAAACAGAAUUUGCAAUGAAGGAAGUAUAAACAUUACAAGACUCUUUACAGGAAGUGUUUAGAAAAGCUGUGCAGUCACAUGUAUAGAGUUGUGACUAGGGUGCAUAAACUAGAGUUAAGCAAUUAGACUGCAGGGACAUGUUCUAUACACCAGAACUGCUUCAUUAAACUUGCAUUGUUUUUGUGACUAUAUUGUCCCUGUAACGUUCACACUAAAGGAAACUUUUUUAAAUGUAGACUUCCGUAUUAUACCACCUAAAGGACUGUAAAACAUUUCAUACAAACUUGUUCAGUGUUGAUGGCCCUCUUAUACCUAUUGACACUUCAGCACCAGUCUAAGUGUUUGGGAGUGUUACAUACUUUGUCAAUACUGAAUCCUUACCUUACAAGUAGCUGUGUAAUAGGAUGAAUUUGCUCUAGGUAAGCCAAGGGGAAGUAAACGUUUAUCCCUCUCAGCACUGAUUAGGGAUCUAUCAAUGACCAAACAACAUUUGUUCCCCUUUAUCCCCCUUCAGGUGGUGGCACGUUGGUUUCAAAGCACACAAGGUUUUAAAACAAAAAUACUCCUGAAACCUUGCUCCCUGCUAUAUAUAGUGUAUGCAUGCAAAUACAUCAACAACUUAAUAGUCAUUUUGAAAGUAACCAAUAGCAUCAAGCAUUUCGUACCCAGUUGUUUCUAAUUCAAGGCAAAAUAAAAGCAUGCAAUAUUGUUGCAAUCCAAUCAUAACGGUGGCCAGUCAGUUUUAGUUAAUAACUCCACAUUCAGCAAAUGCUGUAAAAAGUGAAAAUUAAGUACGUCUCUACAUCUCAUUUAAGGACAUAAUGUGGGAGAGAUCACCUACCUUCUGGAAUCUGAAGCAGAUUAAUAAAAUGCUUACUGACAGUGGUUCCUUUAUUGUCCAUUUGGAUAUUAUUAUAGUGAAACUUUAACAUUAGAAAUACAAAAAUGUUAAUAUUUUAGGUACAGAGAGGGAAAUAAAGUACUUUAAAAAGGAAUUGUCCGUUCUACAUGAAUGAGAGUUACUUAUUCAUAAACACUGUUAUAGCAUUUACUAGGGUGAACAGAGCAGCGGAGGUAAGUAAAAAGCUUGCAUCCACCGCACUUUCAUAUUGCGAUGAGAUCACCAUACUAUUAUGACUCGGGCGUGCAUUCUAACCGAGGUAUCCUGGACACAUGCAUGCACCAGGCAUGUAACUGAAAAUAAAAAGUACAAAAGAGAAUUUUAAAGACUUGUACCACAAAGCGAUUGUGUUAAAAGUGAGCAAGUGACAGUUUCUCUGUAACUCUCUUUUAAUCCUUCACUGCCUCGUACCUUUAUUAAGAAUGGGGGGGCUACUGAUUGGCUUAGAUUGUCAGUUUACAGCUCUAGCCAGUAUGCAGCGCCACUGCCCAGCGGCACUCACUCCAAGCUUCCUGUAACUCAAAUUCAGAAGCCGGAUGCCACCUGAGGGACCUUGAGAUUGGUGCUGGAGGCAACCUUUGGGGGUUAGACCAUUGAGAACAGUUUAAAUGCUUAAGGUAAGAGUGUGCCUCCUGCUACCAUAACAACUUAAUUUAGACUACGUUCUUAUGGUGACUGGAGUGUCCCUUUUAACAACUGUAUUCAUGAUCACAAUAUCUACCUUCACAAGUAAUGGUACCAUUGCUUGCAUGGUUGUAAUUCUUUAGGUGAAAUGAUGGUAGGGGUCACAUUCUAUCUAUCGAACAUGAAGUUUCUGGGGAGGUUGCACAUUAGCGGUGUAAUGUGAGAUAAUGUACUGAGAUUCACAACAUUGAACAUGUAAGGCAUUCUGGCUUUGCCAUUCUGAAAACACCUUUUCUAACCUAAAAAAAAUUUGUGUUUUAUUUUUAUAUACCUAGAUAUAUUUGGUAAUCCCCUCAUUGUAGUCGUCUUCUUUUUUUUUUUUCUUUUUGUUUUAUAGAAAAUAAUUGGGGGGAAAAAUUAACUCAUCUAUUUUUUUGGACCACAUACUACACCCCAACUAUGUGUAAUAUUUUGGGUACUUUUUACUUGCUGAUCAGUAUAAGAAUUGAUUUAGGCAUUCUAGCUUAACAAAAAAAAAAAAAGCUUUCAAUAUAGUUAAGCAGCUGUAAUUUCCCCCCUUCUCCCCCAUGAGUAUUUCGUAAAUAUAAAAUCGUUAUGAAAUACUCAUAUUAACUGAAAUUCCAACCCAGUCAAAAGAUGUACUAAGGCUACUACUGCUAAGACUAGAUACUACUUUGUCUUGGUAUUUUUCCUACACUUUACAAAACUUGAGAAAAGGAAGAGCUACCUAUGGCAAGUUUUGCCAUUUCACCAGCUGUCUCCAUUGAUGGCUGUAGGAAAAAAGGCUCUGUCUAUGGAGGAUACUGUGGUCUUGCAAGAUACUCCAUUGACCUCUAGCUGGACUCUCACACAUGUGCCAGAGUACAAAAUGGAUGUGGUCUCCUGGCAGUUGUACCACCAGGACUUGAAGAGGACUGGCGUGAAGUCCAUGACAGCGGCCCCUUCCUCUGCGCCACCAGACACCCAUCGGAGCAGUCACCAUUGGGGGUCUUAGUAUAGUAUGCAAAGAUCAGGGAUGGUGUCAUGGUUGCUUUAAAUAUCUAAAAGCGAGUUUUAUUUGCUGUCACAUACGUUACGUGAGGGCCACUGUAAGAGCAUGUGAGAAUGGCUGAAAAGAUUUUGAUUUAUUUUUGUCUAUCACUGAUUUCAUCUAUUUCUGUUAUUAGUACAUGUUUGGAAAGCUAGAUGAAGAGAAGAAUGGUCUCUCAUAUCAAACCGGAAUGAUAGACAUGGAUGGCAUAGAUAUGGAUAUUCGUAAGUAAACAUUAUAAAGUAUGCUAAAAGAAAACCACAAACCAAAACUCUAAAACCGCAAUGUCUAGAGUGAUGUGAACUGUCCAGCUUCUCCAUAUUGAUGAUUCUGAAUGUACUGUCAGUAUCGGAUUGCUUAGAGACAGAAGAAUAUUGUAUGGUAUCCUCUCAGCUAUUAAAAAUGUUACAAUAUAUGUUAUUGCUAUAUAGUACUUUAGCUGCUUAUUUGCCGACCAUUGACUCAUGCAUAUUGUUUUAAAAGUAUAAUUUACUUUAUUGAUUUUAUAUCCUUGCUGUGCAAUGGAUAGUUAAGGAUGGCAAUGCAUGAAGUCCUUUAUAAUAAUGGCCUUUUUCUUUUCUUUGUCUUUUUUGCAGCAAAUGGCCCAUAUAUUGCAAUUAUUGAGCAGCCCAAACAGGUAUGUAGACUGUGUGAAUCACUAAGUUAUAGAGGGUCCAUAAUGCGUUUAAUUCUUUUCACUACUAUGAAAACUUGAAGGCACACUAUAGUCGCCAGAACAAUUGUAGCUUAAUGUAGUGGUUCUGGUGUCUAUAUACUCUCCCUGCAGGCUUUUCAGUGUAAAUCCUGAUGCAAAAACAAACAAACAAGUCCUUCACUCAAACUCCCACUACUGUUGGGCGGCAGCAACGACCAUAGUAAACAUUAGCCCCAAUACAUACAGUAAAAACCAAAGGCAAAACGUUAACGGCGCUCUCUCCGAAAUCCCUAUGUAUUUUCAAACAAAUGGAGGUUAUUUAGUUACUCCAAUUGUCAUUUUUUUCAGUGUAAAACCUGCCUUUUCAGGCAUUGCUGCGUAGUAACACCUCUAGUGGCAGUCACUUAGAUUCAAUGCAUCUGUUUUGUUGUGCAUGCGCAAUAGCCUCCUAAUGCUUUACUAUAGGAAAGCAUUGGAUUGGCUGAGAUCAACAAAAGUGAGAUUGGCAUGGCAUCGGAGAAAAGGUUUGUAAAAUCAGCGAACGAAGGGGUGCCUAAACAGCCACAUAGGCCGUAUAACAUGUUUGUAUUACUGACACUAGAGUGUUCCUUUAAUGGAUGAUUUCUGUGAAACAUGGAACUUGGCAGAUGAUGCCGGCAACGUGGGCUCCUUUCCCCAUGCCAUUACACCCCAAGCAGGGUUUCCUUUUUUGAGCUUUUGUAUAUCUGCAGGUUUCCUUCGGCAUCCCGGAUGAUACUAUAUCUAAUAAUAGUAUAGCCACAAGCAGCAUUAAUGAGUCCAGCUGCCUUGUAUUUAAACUUGCUCUUCAAGAAUGUUAGCUAGCUGAAGAUGGUGGGGUGGUAGGCAAUUGAGUUGCUAAAAUAUGUCAAUUAUUUAGUAUCUAGGUUAAGACGUUCCUAUAAUUUACAGAGUGGGAUCUAUAUUCUUUAUUGUAUGUAAUAAAUGGCUUAUACAUUUGUCUUUGCAAUUCUAUCUCUAUAUCUAAAAUUAUACUGAGAUACAUUGUCCACAAAGUGACGUUGGUUUGCAUGAUGUCAGCAUCAUUUUCAUCUAAUGGAAUAUUGAGUAAGUUGAUGUCCUCUUUGUUUGCCCUAGCGAGGAUUCCGGUUUCGAUACGUAUGUGAAGGACCAUCUCACGGAGGGCUGCCCGGAGCAACCAGCGAGAAAGGAAAGAAAACCUAUCCUACAGUGAAAGUGAGUGUGUCUUGUGUCUCAAACAUGUAAACAUGGCUGAUAUCCAGGAAUACCACUGAUUAUAUGUCUUUCAAAUUCCCACUGAAUAUUUUACUGGAUAUAUCAGAUAUCAUACCAAUGAUAGACAUGAGAAAUUUAUGUAAAAAAAUUAUAGGGAAUUUUGCAAAUCUACCCAAGAUAUACGCAAUAAAAGGGUUAGAUAAGACAAUUUCAGAAUUUUUGUUAUUAUUUCUGUUUAAAUGUUUAUAUAGGUAUAAUAUAUUAUGUAGCGUUUUGUAACAUGUGUCCAUGCCUCUUUUCUCUAGAUCUUUAAUUAUGUUGGUAUGGCAAAGAUUGAAGUAGACCUGGUUACACACACAGAUCCACCACGAGUUCAUGCUCACAGUCUGGUGGGGAAGCACGCUACUGAAACUGGAAAUUGUGUGGUCACAGUUGGACCCAAGGACAUGACUGCACAGUAUGUACUCUGUUAUUUCCUCCCUGAUAGGUUACCACUUUUCUGGAUUCUGACAUUACAGGCCAGAAUGAAUUUUAAAAUGACAGUAAUAUUUUGCUUGAAUAUUUUUCUACGUUAAUAGGUGUAAUAGUAAAGGAGCACUCCAAACCCCUAAAUCACUUUGCUAAAUGUGAAACUACUGAGAGCAAGAUAAAAAUCUGUUUAUAUAUUUUUUGAGGCUUUGGACCUAGCUGGUUUGUUUACAAACCGAUUAUACAUUUUAUAUAAUCGGGCUUCAUUUUUUAUUAGGGUUACUUCUGGAAUCACCCACUACAGUUCUAGAAUAUUCAUAAAACCUUUAAUGGUUAAUAAACAGGGAACUGGACGUUUCAAAAAUGUUUAAUCAAGCAGAUUGGUAUCUGCAGUUUUAUUCAGUUAGCUGUGAUUUGUCAGUAAUUUUAAAACUAAUUUUGGGAGUUUUUCCAACUCAAUUAUUUUGGGUUAAGUUCCUGACCAUUCCAUUGUUUCGUGAAUAACCUUGAUAAUAUUGAUUAUUCAAAUUGUAGUACAAAAUAGCUGAAUCCUAAAUUUUGUCUAAGUCCGCUGUGGUUUCAUUUUGGUUAUUUAGUGCUAAAAUUUGAAAUUAACUUUCGGUUCACUUUGACCUCCUGACAAUUCAUACUUGUGUGAAUAACCCAGUGGCAACGGUUUUGUUUGACCUCUACAGGAGCAUAUAUUGUAGUUAUCAUAUGGCUUGCUAUAGGGGUGUUAAAUGGGUGCUUGGCAAUCACAAUUCUACUGCAGUAUUAGUUCAUGUGUAAAGUGCAUAUUACUGAACAGUCUGACAGGUGUCACUGUGUGGGGUCUUUGUGAAUUGGAGUCCAUCGUAAAUGUAUAAGGAAGAACUUUAAACCUUUUUUUAUUUUUAUUUUUUAUAUAUAUUUUUAGUUAUGUUGAAUUUGUAUGCUUGUAUGUUAUUUAUUGUUUUUAAAAUACUCUUCUUCAGGUUUAAUAAUUUGGGCAUUGUUCACGUCACUAAGAAGAGCCAGAUUGAGAUUUUGAAAGAAAAGAUGAGACAGCAGAUAUUAAGAAACCGAAUUGGAAACUGCGCUCUCUCUGGUAUGUGUGUUGUCUCUGGAAGGAUUGUAGAUUUCCCUUCCCAGUGCUUUUGUAACUGUCUUUAUUUUUUGUGCAUCUCAGGGUUUUGUAUUGUAAGGCUGGCUAAACCACCAUCUAUCCUCUCAUUGGGGUCACUAUGUCUUUAAAUGGCAAAUCAGUCAACUUCAGCUUGCUGUGAUAUUUUUUUAUUUAUUUUUUUGAGGUUAACAGUGUCCUUUCUUUGUCACUUUAGACAAAUGCAUAUUUCAAGAGAAAUUUAACACUUUUUCAUAGUGUAUAGGUUGCACCAUCCCAGGGGUUUUUACAUUCUCUAUAUGUUGGGAUACAAAACGAGCAAGGAAGACGUCUCACAACAAAAUAUUGGUUUCAAAGCUUCUCUGUGAAAAACAUUGCGCACACAGCACUAUAUAUUGCCACACAUGCACCAUGCCUCUCAGUGCUUCCCUAGAGAAGCAUUCUGUUGGCUGUGAGAUCAUCAAUACUGUUGAACUCACGUCGGGCAGAGUGGACCUGCAGUGAGGGAACAUCUCACCACUGGAUUAGUGGUACGUUACAUAUCAACUUUAUUUUGUGGGAAAAGGGGGUCUGGGGUUCUCAAUAGCAAAUACAGCACUCCAAUGGUGUUGUAACACUUAUUACUACUGUUGCAAUUGGAUGCCUGAACAGGAUGCUACGCGAGGUGGGUAGUUAAAUAGGUAGGUGGGGACAGCUCUGGGCUUCUUCUCUGUGAAACUUAGAUGACAUUAAAUAGUUACAAUGUGUAGAGCAAACACAAUUUAAACAGUUCUUUGCAGUAAUGCCAAGAAUGUUUUAUCCGUGAAUACACUGUACUGUUGAAUACUAGGUAUGGCAUUUAUUGAGGAAAUGAUUUUCAUUUUUGCCUGUUACACUAGCUGUUUUGGAGUUCUGCCAUGAUGGGUUAAACAGAACGCCGGCUGUUUGAUGUAUGCCUACAACUCCUUAAGUAGUUUUCAAUAAAUCUGUGUCUCUGGGAUCAAACAGUGCUAUUGAUGGAACAAUUCACAUUUCUCAAACAAUAAAAUGAGCAGGUGAACAUGCACAUACUCCAUAUCUCUACAGACACCCAGCAUUGUAUAUAGUACAUUUAUUUUUUACAUUAUAAUUUUUCUUGAUUUGUCUGCUAUACUUUAAAAAGUUCACGAAAUUGUCCAGAUUUGAAAAGUUGUUAACUAUCCAGAAACUGGACCGUUUAUUCCUGCAAGAUAUUUGAAUAUACCAUGCUGAAUGUUAAUCUGUGCCCAUGAGCUGGUCGUCACUCCAAAAUAUAUUUUAUUGUACUCUGGUUGUUUCUUUGUAAUAUGUAACCUGUGAAUUUUACUUCCACAGAGGUGGAGGAGAGGAAGAUUGAGCAGGAGGUUAAAGAGCUAAAGAAAGUUACAGAUCUGAGCAUCGUUCGACUGCGAUUCACAGCCUACCUCCCCGAUAGCAAUGGCUCUUUUACACGACCUUUAAAACCAGUCAUUUCAGAACCAAUCCACGACAGCAGUAAGUAAUCCAGACUCUUUGAGACGUACUGAGUAGAAUACAGCUACAAUCCAAUCAAUAACAUUUCAUACAUUUAUCUACCCACUAGUGCUACUACAGAGUGAAAAUAAUCUUGUGUAUAUCAGAAAAAUUCUGCCCCUAAAGAUUGUACAGGCUGAAAAUGUUAAUCUGGUCAGGACUUACAAGAAUCCUAGAUGUGCAACCUUUUUAAACAAACAAUCCAAAGUAAAUGUUCAAGCACACAGCAGUAGGUGAAAUGCACUCCACAUUUAUUGAGGUCCUCUUCAUGAACAGCAUAACUUUUCGACUUGGUGAUAGGACUUUGUCAAGCUCAAAAACUUGCUAGCUGGUUAUCAGUUAUGCACCUUACGUGUGUGUAUAUGCAUAUGUAUAUAUUUAUUAAUGUAUGUGUGUGUGAUAUAUAUAUAUAAAAAUAGAAGUUUGAAGGCACUCACUGUUUUCAGUUUGGAGAACCACCAAAGUCUUUAGAUAAUAUAGCCUUGGUGCUUCACAGUGGAACUAUAAUACAUUCUUUAAAUAAUGCCAAGGAGUAGGCACUCGCAGGACUUUGUUAUGAAAAAGUAAAAAAGUUUUUAAUUGUGCGGUGUCAACAUUUCGCACCCACUCGUGGUCCUUUCUCAAGACCUUUUCACCAGGUGCUGGUGAUAUUUCUACAUUUUUUUUUUUCUUGAACAAACCAUCAGAAUCUUUUUAAUUACUUUCCUAACAUAUAUGUUUGGCAAAUUUAUUUAUAAUCCGUUUACCCUGUAGCUUAGACAUGGUUGUGUAAACCCUCCUUAUAAUCAAUAGUCACAGAAAAGUUGACUGAUAAUUCUACGAAGGCAUGUAAAAAAUGUCUCCUCAUUUUUUUUCCCCUCACACACCUUUCCCCAGGUGUGACAAAAUUCCUAUAACACCGCACCCUGUUUUUUCUUUUUUUUUUUAAAUUCUUUUACCAUUGUUGCAGUAAAUGUCUAUAAAUGAGUUCAGAGGUUGGGUUGGCUAAAAUGGGAGACGGAUUAAAAUGGCCAACUACCGAUAUUUAUUAUAGUAUGAACAUAUGUAGCCGUCAAGUAAAAAGCCAUUCAGCAUGCUGUAAUGUUUCCGGUUUACAGCUCUGCAUUAUAUUCUGCUUCAUCCAAGCAGAGUUUAAGGGACAUUCAAGCACUGUUGUAUCUUUUAUUCUAAAAUCCCCAUCUAAACCCCGUCUGAACUAUUUGUAAGAAAAUUUUAACAAAAAUUCACAAUGGAAAUAAUAUUACAUUUAAAAAACACAGCCGGAGUUUUAAUGCACAUCAAAGGUACGCGCAUCGUCAGAAAAUGAGUAAGCAAGUCAGAAAUGUUGCCUGGGUGUUUCCAAAAAUAUUGAAAGAGGAAGAUAAGGCACAUUUGAUAGGCUGUGUUUUGAUUUAGGGACUUUCCCAUUCUGUCCGCACACGAUGCUCUAUGUAAAUCAGAAUUCCAAGGUUUGUAUCCAAUUUUUUUUAUAGCUGUCUUGUCUUAGACAAAAGGAUUUUUUUUUUUAAAUGGAAUUACUCCCCUGAUUAAUCCAGGUAAAAUUAAACAUUUAGUAAUUUAUAGUAUUUACACUAAAUGUUAAUUGCCGGUCAUAAAUACUGAGAGAAGCUACCUUGAUUUAAAUAAUUACUUAUUUUUUUCACAUAGGGUGAUGUGAUCUAUUCUGAUACACUACUAUAGAUUCUGUUGAUUUUUUUAAAAAAAUUUUUAUUGGAGUGAUUUCCUUUUUUGGGGUGGGUGGUGCAUCAUCUGCAUGUUUUCAAGCACUUUAUGUGAAAUAUUGUUCUUUAAAUAGUUGUUGCACUUUAGCGCUGUGCACAUCUAUAAGCACUUUAAGUCAUAAGAUUGUUUUAUACUUCAUAGUGGUUGUACUUUAUAGACCAGGGGUAGGCAACCUUUGGCACUCCAGAUGUUGUGAACUGCAUCUCCCCUGAUGCUUUGCCAGCAUUAUAGCUGUAAGAGCAUUAUGGGAGAUAUAGUCCACAACAUCUGGAGUGCCAACGGUUGCAUACCCAUAUCUGUGUCCAUUUUGUUUCCCAGCCCUCCGUUAUAUGUCUGAUACAUGGUGUCCCAUGCAAAAAAAAAAAAAUCAAUAAUUUUAGAUAUACUAAAGAAACUGUACAUAUCAGUUAUAACUGGAAAUCUUACAUAUAUAAUGCAAUAUCUUUUUGGCGGUUCUCACCUUAUUUUAAGUGUGUCACAAAUGACAGCAGUUGUCAAAGCAAUUCAACAUUCCUCAAAUGUCAGUAAUUUCAUGAAUUGCAUUUUUUUUUUUUACAUUUGACCAAAACCUCAAAGAAUGAUAUGUCUACAUUUAAGGUAUGCAAGUAGAACAUCGUUCUUCAUAAUUUGGUUUUAAAACUCCAGCAGAUGUAUAUGCACUUUAAUCUAGAAAAUCCUGUUUCAGGAGGAUUGGAUUUUAUAUGCUUUUAUUUGUUUCCUUCAUUUGGGCAAAGAGAGAUCCUUGGGAAGUGACAGAUAGCCUUUAAGUUUUUUUUUUAAUAUUCUGUUUACUUCUCCGGAUAUUAAACAAAUCUGUAUUUGCCAGGUGUACAAAUAGAACUAGAUGUAGAAAUCCAGUCUUUAUUCUGCAAAUGUGUGCCUCCUUCUUGGCUCCUUGUCAUUCAUUGUUAUGAGCUCUGUCCUUUGCACUUGGCAAUCAGCACAGCAAAGACAUACAGAGAAGAGAAAUUUAAAUAAUGCUUCUAUUUAUCCUGUUCAUUAGCAUGUUUGUCCUGGUUCUACCUUGUCUGAAUAGGAUCAUGACAUACUUUGUGAAAUCUUCCAUGUAAGGAAAACAUAGCAUACUUAACACAAGUUAAAGGUGAAUCUCUGUGUUUUUUGACAGUUCCUCUUUAAACGGAAUCUGUAGUCUCAAAAACAACAAUUGUUAUUUCGGGACUAUAGGUGCCUUUAUAUCGAUGUGAACACUUUUUUUUUUUCCUCUGUAAAAUGUAUGAUUAUUUUAUUUUACUUACCUGGUUUCCACUACUGCAGCCUUCAGCUCUCCUUCUUGUGAUGUCUGCAAGCUAACGUCACCCACGAUCUUGUCUAAUCUAAUGUUUCUCGUAGAGAGGUAUUGGGGACGAGAACGCAUGCAUGGCAAAAUGCCAAGAUUUACUCUGUUAUGGAGGUAAGAAGACUGCCACUAGAGGCGUGCUUAACCCUUCAAUGUAGACAUUGCAGUCUAUAAAACUACAAUGUUUUACAUUAAAGGGUUCAAACUACAGGACCACUGCACUCAGACAACUUUAUUGAGAUGAAGUGGUCUGCAUGACUUUUAAUGGUCCUUUAGGAUUUUCCCUUUGUUACCCAAACUCUUCAAUGCAGGGGGCAUGUAAUGAGUUGCACACUGAGUGCUUGUAGUAAUAUUAAUAGUCUCAGAAUAACUAGCUGAGCAGGGUGCAGUAAUAUGUGGAAUUGAUGAAUGAAAGAGAAAACAUAGACUUUAUUGGGAUUUGCCCACUUCGUCUCUUGGUUUCCAUAUGACUGGAAGAACAGUUCCAAGCAACUAUGUUGCAAUAACAACUUUUGAGAACGUGACACAUUAUGGAAUAUUUUUAUUGGUAUAAUAAGGUUAAAAUAGCCAGUGCAAUAUCUUGUAAAACUAAUAAUCAAACAGCACAUUAUUACCAAGAACACUAUAAUCUUUCUUGGUAUUGUUUGGAAACUCAACUUGUUUUUUCUUAAUGCGGUAAUAGUCUACUUGUGCCCACUUUUAUUCAAAGGAGCAGAUGAUUUCCUAUCGGAUAGGAUUGCCAGGAACCUGGAAACAACAUGGAGUCAGGGCUGUCAAGUAAUAUACAUUACUCCGGUCCAAAAGUAUGCCAGCAGUGGUUGCAGUUUCCCCACUACUGUAGGGAUCACAAAAUCUGGCCUCUUUAGAUGUUAAUUACCUACAACCCCCAGAAUUCUUGUUCAAAAUAAAUCAUCAUGGCGGUGUUCAUAAGGAAGGAUGGGACGUUCAAUAAGAUUUCUGAAACACAUCCAUUCACAGUCGAUGACAGAAAGGGGUUUGGAGCAAGUAACCAGGCUUGGAAUCACAUCGAAUGGAAGAACAUUUCCAUUUUAUGGAAUGGUUGAGAUUUUAAACUUUACAUUUUUAGUAAAACAAAUGCAGCUAUUCUUUCUGGUUUUAGUUUAAUUACUUGUUACCGUGUUACUGCCCUGAAGCUGACAUAAUUUCUGUGUUGUGUCCCAGUUUCCCAGUCAAGUUUUGAUUUGAAUAGCUCACAUAGGAAACUUACAGACCGUAUCAGAAGGUGAAUGCAUCUAAUCCUGGAUUACCUUUUAGUAUUUUUUUUUUUUUUAAGAUGAAGCAUAUCUUCAGCUUAUCAUCCAUUAGAUGGAGACCCUAAAGCAUUCUUUAAAAAAAUAAAUAAAUAAAAGACUACAGCUUCACUGACCAUGAUUUACAUUAAUAUUUCUUUGCGGCUCUUCUCUGCUGCCCUCUAGUGUACAGCAUCCAUAAGUCCUCAAGAUCCUUGUUGAUUAAGCUGCAUGGUCUAUUGGAAGUCAUGCCGUCUCUAGUGCUGUUUCUGCAUUAACUAUAUUGAUUGCUCUCCUAAAGACAUCGACCUGCCCACAACUGACGUUUAAUUUCAAUAACUUUUAUCUUCAUGAAGAAGGAUUUCAAGCUACAAAUCAGAAGCUCCAAGUUUGCCCCUGUGCCAAGGCCCUACACAUAAGUAAUGACUAUAACCUCUAAGUUGUAUAUAUUUGAAAAGGAUUCCUAUGUUCACAUCUACCCUACCUUCCUAGGAGCAACAGUGUCUGUGUAUAUAGCACGUACAUAUAUGGCUCUGUAACAUUGUACAUUCAGACCACCUUCUGCUUUCUUUUUAGGUGAACAGAUACAGGAAUUUAAGUAAUGAUCACAGAUCUCGAUCAACUAUUUUAUACAAUGCAGUUUUCUUAUAAAUUAAUAUACGUCAUGUUCAGGAGCGCCUCAGACCAACAUACUUUACUACAAGCAUUUGUUUUCAUACCAUAUCACUUUGUAGGUUCUGAGACAGAGUCAUAACUUGUCAAUCAUCGUGGUACCAAUGUGAGAAAUUCAGGAAAGGAUCAGGUUCUGAAGCUCUAGAUCGGCAUGCUCACCAGCCCUUUUUAAAUUUCCCAUCUUGGAAAGACAGUCCUCAUCAUAUAUUGUUGAAUAGGAGGAUCCUAAUAUACUAUGCUUUACAGGAUGACAAGAUUGAGAAACCAUUUAGUGAACAAAAUAUUACAUGUUUUAUUAAAGGCAUAACAACUAACUACUAUUUACAAUGGCUCAUAUUCCCAAUUUGCCCCAAAACAUGUGAUGGAUCAAGAAUUUUUUCUCUUUUUGUAACAUGUUCUGGUUUGCAACCUUGAUAUUGGGUUCCGAGGGGACAUAAUGUUUUUCCUGUAUCCAAGAUUAGCCCCACACUCACUAUCUUAUGUCUCCUUUAGAUCCUGGGAUUGUUCCAGUAAAUAUUUUUGCUGUGUUUAUCACGUUAUUGUUUCUCCUUCAUUAAGUCAUUGGGUGUACAACUGCAACAGGUGCAUAUUUAAUAUAAUCUGCAAUGCACUUGCGGAGUCUAGCACACCUUGUGAGUCAAAGACAACACUUACCAUGAGGCCUGAUAGGAGACAGGAAAGUUGAAUAGCUGAGUGGCAAAGAGUCUUAUCUUUUUAUUAGAAUAGAAUAAGGCAAAGACAUAGUCAGAAUUUCAGGAAAAGUAGCUGGUCCAUGCAGAGCAUGGUCAUAGUAAGGCUCUCUAGUUGGAUUUGGUAUAUUGGAAUUCCACAAUUAAACACACUUUUAUAGUGACUGGCACUUUACAGAGUACAGGAACCUCUGAGUGACAUUUCUGUGCCAAAGUGGGAUUUAAAUAAGGAGAGGAAGAGGUCAGACAUGUCCUAAAUGGGAUGCGUCACUGUAGUUAUCGGGACCGACCCCUUUGUCUGUCUGUCUCUCUCUCAAGUGUUUCCUGACACCCACUCUCAAUUUUAUAUUUUUCUUUUCAAACCCUGUCAUCUAAUGUUAUGCUGUUGUUUACCCAGAGUCCCCAAAAUGAGUUACUUGGGGUGCUUACAAUGACAAUAUUUGGUUUUAUCAGGCUGUUGUUUACUUGUAGUUGCUAUGGCAGCUGUUACCACAGGUUGCCAACCAAAGGAUUCAUUGUAUGCAUGUUUUGUAGUGGCAGCGGUCUGUGUAUAAUAAAGAGAACUCCAUAUAGCUGCAGCUGUUACAUGUGCAAAUUAACAUAACGCAGUAAGACAAAUUGUCGUUACUGGUUUAUAGCUUUUUGAGUUAAUGGCUUUAUUUAUUUACCCAUAAAGCAUACGCUGAGUGCUUCCAAAUGAAAAACCUUGAUUUACUAAGAUUGGAAGGGAAACUGUAUACUUUUAUGGAAGGGCGGGUUUAUAAUCAUAUAUGACACCUAGAGUAAAUCACUUUUCUUUACAUUUGCUGUAGGCUCAUUAAAAUGUUGACUUUGUAUUAAGUUUAUAAAAGUAAUAUACAUCCUCUUCUAGCACUCCAGUUAGUGCUUCACUGCCACCUGGUGGUGGAACAUGUAUAUACAUAUGAUGCAACUGUUCUCAUUUUAAUCUGUUUCAGACUGAAUGGUUAGGAUUUUUAAUGUCAUGGUUACAUAUAAUCACCUACAGUAUCUCACAAAAGUGAGUACACCCCUCACAUUUUUGUAAAUAUUUUAUUAUAUCUUUUCAUGGGACAACACUGAAGAAAUGACACUCUGCUACAAUGUAAAGUAGUAAGUGUACAGCCUGUAUACCAGUGUAAAUUUGCUGUCCCCUCAAAAUAACUCAACACACAGCCAUUAAUGUCUAAACCGUUGGCAAAAAAAGUGAGUACACCCCUAAGUGAAAAUGUCCAAAUUGGGCCCAAUUAGCCAUUUUCCCUCCACGGUGUCAUGUGACUCGUUAGUGUUACAAGGUCUCAGGUGUGAAUGGAGAGCAAGUGUGUUAAAUUUGGUGUUAUCUGGAAGUUCAACAUGGCACCUCAUGGCAAAUAACGCUCUGAUUAUCUGAAAAAAAGAGUUGUUGCUCUACAUAAAGAUGGCAUAGGCUAUAAGAAGAUUACCAAGACCCUGAAACUGAGCUGCAGCAUGGUGGGCAAGACCAUACAGCGGUAUUACAGGACAGGUUCCACUCAGAACAGGCCUCGCCAUGGUCGACCAAAGAAGUUGAGUGCGCGUGCUCAGCGUCAUAUCCAGAGGUUGUCUUUGGGAAAGACGUAUUAGUACUGCCACCAUUGCUGCAGAGGUUGAAGGGGUAGGGGUUAGAUUGUCAGUGCUCAGACCAUACGCCGCACACUGCAUCAAAUUGGUCUGCAUGGCUGUCGUCCCAGAAGAAAGCAGCCUCUUCUAAAGAUGAUGCACAAGAAAGCCUGCAAACAGUUUGCUGAAGACAAGGACAUGGAUUACUGGAACCAUGUCCUGUUGUCCGAUGAGACCAAGAUAAAUUUAUUUGGUUCAGAUGGUGUCCAGCGUGUGUGGCGGAAACCAGGUGAGGAGUACAAAGACAAGUGUGUCUUGUCUACAGUCAAGCAUGGUGGUGGGAGUGUCAUGGUCUGGGCCUGCAUGAGUGCUGCUGGCACUGGGGAUAUACAACUCAUUGAGGGAUCCAUGAAUGCCAACAUGUACUGUGAAUACUGAAGCAGAGCAUGAUCCCCUCCCUUUGGAGACCGGGACGCAUGUUGUGCAGUAAUCCAACAUAAUGACCCCCAAACACACCUCCAUGAUGACCACUGCCUUGCUAAAGACUGUAAAGGAGAUGGACUGGCCAAGCAUUUCUCCAGACCUAAACCCUAUUGAGCAUCGGUGGGGUAUCCUCAAAAGGAAGGUGGGGGAGUGAUGUCUCUAACAUCGACCAGCUCAGUGAUGUCAUCAUAGAGGAGUGCAAGAGGACUCCAGUUGGCAACCUGUGAAGCUCUGGUGAACUUGCCCACAAGGGUUAAGACAGUGCUUGAAAAUAAUGGUGGCCAGACAAAAUAUUUACACUUGGGACAAAUUUCGACAUUUCACAUUUGUUACCAAUGGUUGAGACAUUAAUGGCUGUGUGUUGAGUUAUUUUGAGAGGACUGCAAAUUUACACUUAUGCAGGAUGUACACUUACUACUAUACAUUGUAGCAGAGUGUAAUUUCUUCAGUGUUGUCACAUGAAAAGAUAUAAUAGAAUAUUUUAAAAAAAUGUGAGGGGGGCACUCACCUUUGUGAGAAUCUGUAUAUUAAUCAAACAUGUGCUUUGUAAAAUUAGAGGGAAAAAGUAAAACUCCCCACUGCUGUAUUUAGCCAUAUGGUAACUGAGCACCUCUGUCUUGGCUGCAUUAUUGCUGUAGGGUCUGUGCUUUUCCUUCCUCAAUGCAAUUUCCAUUUAGGCACCAGAACCACUUCUGGGGCAUAUAGCAGCCUCUAUAAUGUAAAUGCUUCCUUUUCUGAGCAAACGCCAUGUUUACACUGCUGCCUAAUGCUUCCUUUAGUUGUUGUCACUCCGAUAGCCACUGAAGGGGCUUCUUGGGUUCUAUCCUGUAGAGCAGUGGUUCCCAACCCAGUCCUCAAGUAGCCCCUACCAGUCCAGGAUUUAGGGAUUACUCUGUCGUGUAUAAAGUGUUAUUUUUUUUCCCCUUUCUUAAAAAAAAACAAAAAAUAACCUUAGUAAUCCUUAAAUCCUUAACUAGUAGGGGGAACUUAAGGACUGGGUUGGGAACCCCUGCUGUAGAGCAUGAAGUUACUGAAUGCUCUUCUUAGGGAUGCAUUGACUCAGUGCAUCGCUACAUGGAAUUGCUUACUGGUACAGCAAAGGAAUUUUCCACUUAUGCGGACUAGCUUCCCAAUGCAGAUUUGGUGAUCUCGUCAGGGGAAGCAUAGCAGCUGAGGUGGGAUUGGCGGGGCAAGGGUCUAAAGAGGAGUAAUACUUCUUUCUUCAUAAAGGGGGAUCAAUAAUCAAAAUAGGUGGGGUAACACUCCAGCAUUAGCUAUACAUAUUUGCAUUUGUAGUAAUCCUUUAAACCUAGAAUUUGGAAGUAGCGAAGAAGGUAUAAAUGUUUCUGUUCACCCUCCUCCAAUGCAGUGUGUGUGCCCUCCUUUUUUUUGGCCUGGGCUUUACAGGUAUGUGAUGCCAUUUGCUUUAAUAUAUAUUUUAAAGAAAACACAGCUGCACAAUCUAAAAGAUUAGAAAGAUCUUCACACAGAUUAAAGGUUUAAUGUUUUAUUUGUGGGUGAAAUUUCCAGGAAAGUGAUUUUAACAGAUCACACUUCCUCAAACUGACUCAUUUAUAGUGGCUUACAAGCUGAUAGAUGUUUCAGAGAUGGGAACAUUUUGCUUUGUGGUUUACCUAUACAUGUUGCAUUAUUUAACAUAUUCUGAGUGUAUUUAUUUAUUUUUUAAAACUAUUUUCUGUUAUGAAGAUCACUGAUCGCUGUAGUGUAACUGGAAAUCCCUAAUUUGUUGAGAAAACUGAGAUGAAUAAGCUAUGGGACGGACUGGUUUCCUAUGACCGGUUUGUUCUAUGUCGGAUUGCAGACCAUUACUUAAUUUAUUUUGCCUUUGUUCCAGAACAUAGAAACAACCUUCCCCCCUUUCUUUUCUUUGCAGAAUCUCCAGGUGCUUCAAACCUUCGAAUUUCGAGGAUGGAUAAAACUGCAGGUUCUGUGAAAGGUGGAGAUGAAGUCUACUUACUCUGUGAUAAAGUACAAAAAGGUGAAUAGACUGGCAUUAAUCAACAUUUCACUCUCAUACAUGUAGAUUAUAAUGUGAAACCUUCAUGCACAUGUUACGUCCAAAGAUUCCCUUUAUAGGCCAGCUUAGAAAUACAUUGCAUACAUUUUUCAGUGUGUGCAUGUUUUGUGUAGCAUUAUGUGAAAUAAUUUACAAACUGUCAAAAAGGUGUGAGGGACACAAAAUAGGUUAAUUAGCAACUGUCAUGCAAUGAUAAAGGUGUACAUGGAUACAAAGCCUUUAUAUACAUGAACAAAGUAUUCCAUGUUUUCAUGUUUUUGAAAAUCAAUUCUAUAGCUAGGUUAUAAAAUGUGGAGUGAUAAAUAAUUUUAUUGGGUUGCAGAAACCACCUUUCAAUACCCAUACCAGUGAUUCUAGGUAGCACCAUCUGUUCUGUAUUGGUUAUGACUUUCCCUUUAGAGCGUUAGCUAGGACUAGCGAGCAGUCUCAUCAUCACUUUAUUCCUUUCACAAACCCACAGAGUUCCCAUUGUACUAAAGUUAGUUUUUGGUGCUUUACUAAUAUGCAGUGAUAAAAGUAUCCAACACUGUAAAUGUGUUUGAAUCCAAUUUCAUUGUGGAUUUUAUUCUAUUUGUAGAUGACAUAGAAGUAAGAUUUUAUGAAGAUGAUGAGAAUGGUUGGCAGGCGUAUGGAGAUUUCUCACCAACCGACGUCCACAAACAGGUAAAAACCCUCCAUAUCUGCAUACUUCUUGGUAGAUGGCACUGCAAGUGAUGUAAAGUGCUGGAUUUGAAGGCCACCUCGGCUUUUUGCGGGAUUUUUUUGGCGCAUACUUGGCAGAAACAUUUUUUUUUCCUAAUUAACAAUUUUUGAAGUUAUGGAAUCCACAUCUAAGAACUUAAUUUGGGCAGUGACUGCAAAUCACAAAAGGUGUCUCUAAUGGUAAAUUUUCAAACUGGAGAGACGUGGCAAGUGUUUUGGGAUCCCUUCUAUUUAACAUGUCUAUAAAUGAUCUUGGAAAAAAAGCAUUGAAAGUCAUGUUUUAGUGCCUCUAUUCCUUUACAGAGUUUUGUGUCAUCUGCAACGUGAGCAAGAUAUUACUUUGCUGCAGAGGGAUUUAGAUAGACUGGGGGACUAGGCACUCAAAUGGCAGAUGAAAUUUAAUGUUGAAAAAUGCAAAGUUAUGCACUUCGGCAUAAAGAAUACACAAGCAACGUAUACCCUUAAUGGAAGCGAAUUAGGGAUAACACAUGAAAAGGACUUGGGAAUUGUUAUAGACAACAAACUAUGCAACAAUGUGCAAUAUCAAUCAGCAGUAUUUAAGGCCAGUAAGGUAUUGUCAUGCAUGAAAAAGGGCAUUAAUCCAGGAUGAGAAUAUAAUUUUUCCUCUUUAUAAAUCACUGGUUAGACCACAUCUUGAAUAUGGUGUGCAAUUUUGGGCACCUGUUCUUAAGAGGGAUAUUAUGGUACUAGAAAAAGUGCGGAGGCGGGCUACAAAAUGAAUAAAAGAAAUGGAACAUAUCAGCUAUGAAGAAAGGUUUACAAAUUUAAACCCCUUUAGUUUAGAAAAAAACUUGCCUCAUUGGGAAUAUGAUAAAAUUAUACAAAUAUAUCCGGGGCCAAUAGAAACCAUUGUGUGGAAAUCUAUUCACAAACCGGACUUUACAUAGGACAUGAGGUCAUACGUUUAGACUGGAAGAAAGAAGAUUUCGUCUAAGGCAAAGAAAAGUUGUUUUUUUUUACUGUAAGAACAAUAAGGAUGUGGAAUUCUAUGCCUGAAGAAGUGGUUUUAUCAGAGUCCAUACAGAUGUUCAAACAGCAACUAGAUGCAUACUUGCAAAAACAGAAUAUUCAAGGAUAGAAUUUUUCAAUGUAGGAUAAUAACUUCUUAAUCCAAGGAUUAAUCUGACUGCCAUUCUGGGGUCAAGAAGGAAUUUUUUUUAAAAUUUUUUUUUUUAUAGCUUUGUUGCAAAAUUGGAAGGGCAUCAAACUGGUUUUUGUUUUGCCUUCUUUUGGAUCAACAGCAAAAAACAAAUGUGAGGAAGGCUGAACUUGAUGGACGCAACUCUCUUUUUAGCUAUGUAACUAUGUAAUACCCAGAAUCCCUGUGAGAUAAUUGAGGUGACCAUAUUAAGCAUUGGUAGCCCGACUACAGGAAUCUCAAGAUCUGAUUGGACACUGAGCACACAAUGCGUAGAUUUCAGUGACAUUUGUAAAAUAUGUUGGUGUUGGGCCAAAGAUAUUUUGGAGGUUGACCCAUUAAAACUUGUACCAUGACCUGGUCAGAAAUGUUGCCUUGCAAAAUAUAUACUAAAUAAUAUUUAGUGCUUUGUUUUCAAAGGGAAAAUGGUAGCAGCUAUGUCAACUAUAUUUUCCCCUGAGUUUAAAUGGCCAAAAAUGUACAAAUAAACACCAUCUUGAAAUUACUAAAACCUGCGUAUUCCAGCUGCAGUACUGUAAGCCGUGUAUUGGAUAAUGAAUUUAUAGUAGUUACCUUUUAAUAUGUGAUAUUCUGUAGUUAAUUAUUUCCUAUAUUUCCUCCUCUUUUUUUUUUUAGUAUGCCAUUGUUUUCCGGACACCUCCAUAUCAUCAGCAGAAGAUUGACCGUCCGGUCACAGUGUUUUUGCAGCUAAAACGCAAGCGUGGUGGAGAUGUCAGUGACUCCAAACAGUUCACCUAUUAUCCACUGGAGCAAGGUAAGAAGAUUUAGGAUUUUGCAUGCACUUUUCAAAUACUUGUGUUGGGGGUUGAUGUAACACCUCUCAUUUUGCAGACAAAGAAGAAGUUGAGAGGAAGAGAAGGAAAGAAAUUCCAACCUUUAACCAUUACUUUGGUGGUGGUGCACCUCUGGGAGGUGCUGGAGGAGGAUCUGGUGGCUUUGGUGGAAGUAAGUUCUAAAGGUUGUCUUAAUAAACCUUCUUUAGUUUAAGAUCAGUGUUACACUAAAAAUGUUUUAUUUGGUAUUUCCAUAAAUUUAUUUAUGUCAAUAGAAGGCAUGUAUUCAGUCAUUCUCCACUUUACUUUAUUGUUGUAGUGUCCAAUCAGUAGUGAAAAUUUAUUGUGUAUUGCUUGGUUCCCCCAGAUAGUUUGAUUCGGAAGCUUCUGACGAUGUACAUUCACCAUGCGCAGUUUUCUUUUGCAUUAUGUCAAGCACAUGGGUGUGUUUUAAGAGCCGAGUGACUCGUAUGUUAGUUCUCUAAAAGCAUUAACACCCCAUGGUUAAACCGUAUCCCCACAUUAGACUAAGAUCUCAGCCCUAGAUUCUGGACCAUUGCUGUAUAACAAGGAACAGUUUGGAAAUAGCUGCUACAGAGCGCUUGUGAACGAAAAGUAUUUCCUGUCCGUUUUAUGUUUAUUUGCAGUUUGCUUACUUUUCUGUGUGUGUGUAUUGCAAUUCAAUAUUUUAAAACAAAAAGGGUACAAACAUUCUAGUCUCCCUUCUCUUCUUCAAAGUAGGAACUUUUGAGCAUAUUUUAUUUAUCUGUUUUUAAUGUAUUUAUGUAAGGUUCAAGUCCAUCCUGAAACGUCCCUUUGAAAAAAUAACACAUCUAUCCAAGCAUAAACAUGUAUUUUUCAUAUUCUUUAAAGCAUUAGGAAACAAUAUGAAUUACCAGUAUCCUGGGAUGACCACUGGUUUCUAUCCAACUACAAACUAUGGGGGCUCCCACCACGGGGGAGGACACAUGAUGAAAGAUUCAACAGCAGCAACACACUGUGCUGAGAAUGCGGAACAGAAAAUAAACAUCAAGAAAGAAGAUGGAGAGCCUUCCGCUGGAUCAGUUCCAGAAUCCUCUGCAACUUCACAAAGAGAAGCUUGCUAUAACAACAUGGUUCAUCAAGGUAUGGAUACAGCACUUAUGUGAAGAUUAUAUAAGAGUUUUGCAAUAUGCGGUGUGUACUGGCAGAUAAUUAGAAACCAUGUAAACAGCUCUUCUGGUGCUUCUCUUGUAGUGACAUUUUGCCAUAAGAAGAUGAUAACAUUUGCAGAGAGAACGUCAAAGGCCUUGAUGGACUAUGCUGUCACCGCAGAUCCCCGCAUGCUGCUGGCUGUGCAGAGGCAUCUGAUUGCUAACCAGGAUGAAAAUGGAGACACGUAAGUUUAAUUUUUCCAGAUUUUAUGAGCACAUUCUACUUAUUCCACCCUCUAUGGCAGCAGCAGAAAUGUCUGUCUGCCGGGAGAUAUUUACAGAGGGCUGACAGCACUAGUUGGAAUGUAAAGGUCACUUUGGAACUAUAGAAGUUCCACUUUAUAAUGUCAACUUUUUAAUUCUCCAACUUUUCACUGGUUAGUAAACCUCUCUGAACUUGCUCAUAUUUCUGUACCUGCCCUGUUAAGUGCACUUUAUGCUGGAUCACUGGAACGCAAGGGUAAAGCAUUAAUCAACUGCUUUAUUAGUUAAUGACUUGUGAAUACAAUAUUGCCAAGCCAUUGCACCAUAGCUAUUUAUGAACCGUUUCCCAUAAUACUCAGCUAGCUAAGCAUUAUAGGUCAAAGUAGUGUAGUUCCCAGACAUCUUGAGUGCUUGUUUUGCCUUUACUUGAAUUGCCUACAUUAUCUCUAUUAAAAUGUGUUCAUUAGAACAUCAGGUGUGAAGUGUGCCCUGCCAGAGAACUGAGCAAUGCUCUUCAUCAAACCAAUGCUUCCACCAAAUAGUUAGCCUGUAUGAUGUCAUUGUGUGUUCCUUCUUACAUAUAAGCAUAUUUUUCAGGCCAUCAUCCCUGGAGCUAUCUUGCACUUAGUAUAUUUCUGUACAUAUCUUAUCAUUUAACAAUUGACAGCCUAAAGACACAUUUUCCAUCUCCAGGUCAAAAUACAUGGUAGUGUUUGUGGAUUGUAAAAUGCGUGUAUAUGUAUGUUUAUUAACUUGCAACUUCCCUAAGCUUAAUACUCUUCAAAUGAUGUAUUCCCAGGUGUGCGCUGUUCUCUUUGACAUUGAACCAUGCCCUUUUAUAAGAUCAUAGCUUGUGAUAAGUGUCCCUCUGGUGACUUUUCUCUGCCUUCCCUCUACAGGCCUCUGCACCUUGCGAUCAUACACGGGAAGACGUCCGUCAUCCAGGAGUUAGUACAAGUUAUUUUAAGCAUUCCCAAUCAACAGAUUCUCAACAUCACCAACCACCUGCACCAGGUAGCACAAUUUCCAGUCCUUUCUAUGAUUCCUCAGUGUGAAUAGUAUUUACAGUCUGAGGCUACAUUAGUUUUCUUAAAGCUGCAGAUCUCUUGUCUGCAGCCUUUUUAAGCCCUUCCCUUCUAAUCCUGCCCAGACUUUUGUGACUGUCCAAAUACAGACUUCAAAUUGCAGCUCAAUGAGAAGUCUUUGCAAGGCAGGUGCUCUGGACAAUUGCCUUCCUCUUAAGUUUUACUCCACUGAGCUUAACAAACUAUGCAGUAAACAGGACUGACAGUCUGCUUGAAAGCCAGGGGGGCAAAACCAGGUUAAUUUAUAAAAGUGUAUGUUUUGUUUAUGGAAAUCUGCACUUUUUCUAAGUUAAAAAGGGGGAACACAUAAAGCAUUUCAGCAAGCUAUAAUACUUUUGGGGGUCUAGAGUGUCCCUUUACAUCAGGCGUCAAGUCCGGGGGGAAUAAAGUGUGGGAACUCACCCAAGAACCCAAAAAGUGAAGGAACACUGUUCCCACGCGUUCCUGCAGUACUUGAGCCCUGCUUUACAUGUUCUAGGUGCCUUCAAUCGUUCUUUAUCCUAGCACAAUAACUGGUUUGAACCUCUCUUUGGAUUGCAUUGCACAACUGAAUUCCUGGUGAUACUAGCUAAUGGAUUUGACGAAUACUGUAAUUCCACUCCUAGCCUUUGUUCACAUACAGUGGCCCCCAUGUUUUAUAUUUUCAGGAUGUACUUGGUUCCUUCUCUAAGCCCAAAUGUCAGUGCCACAUGAGAAUUUCUCAGUAUGCGAUAAUGUUGUCUGCUGCCAAUCAAUGGGCUAAAUGAGCCAUGAUUUGCAAGGGCUUUUAUGUCUAUUAUAUAGCAUGACCAAAAAGUGAAGGCAAAAUGAAUAGUAUUACUGUAAAAUUUUACAUUUAAUGUGAUCUGCCAUGUGCAGAGGACUACGCUGAUAAAGAGAAAAAGCACUUCAGCUUUCAUAUUUGUGACUGUUUUUAAAAGUGACUAUUUCAAUACCAAUCUGAGUUUUUUUUAUGAUUUGGAAAAACGACCAUUACCGCCACUCAGCCAGCCAUGGGUGUUUUCUUCUGCUUCUCUUAGCAUCACAGAAGCAGCAGGUGUACUAAGCUAGUGCAUUACAGCUCAUUGAGAUGAAUAGGAAAGCUGCGAUCGCGUGGACACUCACAGCUCUAGCAGAUGGAGCCUGAGAAACCUCUGAUUGGUGAAUUCACUGAAAGUCUAUUGUGGAAAGAGGGGAGAGCUUGCUGGAGCCUGCUGGUCUGCAACUUUUGGAAGCUGUUUUUUCAUAUGCCCCCAAAUUAAACAUGCAUAACAAAAUACACACAUGCUUUCUUUAGGGGCAUAUCUACUAAACUUAACAUUUUCAGUGAAUGUUCCUUUAAGACCCACCACCAGCCAGUUUUGGUUUUAUGCUACACAUUUUUUCCCAUGUUAAUAGUUGGUCAUUUUCCUUUAGACCCCUUUGCAUCUCUGUGUGAUCACCCAUCAAUCUAAGAUCGUGAAUGCAUUGCUGAGAGCCGGGGCUGAUCCCACCGUAUUGGACCGCUAUGGCAACUCUAUAAUACACCUGGCUGUUCAAGCUGGAGACGAAAUGAUGCUCAAAGUCUUGCUGAGUCACCCAUCGGUUGCCCGCACAAACCUUCUGGAAAUGCCAGAUUAUCACGGUGAGCCUAACUUGGAUACAAAUCUCUGGCAAUUGUGAUAAAAUAUCUGAAGAUAGUCCUCAAUUUUUGCUGAUCCUGGCCACUAUAGAAACUGUAUCAAAAUCCUUUACCAUGAGCAAAAGUGCAUUCCUUGGUCCAGUCAACCAAGACACGACUAUUUACUCAAACGUCUCUCAUUGUUCCUGCAGCAAACGAUUAUAUUUUGUCUCUGUGAGAACAAUUCCUGUCUACUUUUAUGGGAAACACAAUGUCUUAUAUGGCAGCGACAUGAAGUCAAAGUUGCCUAAUAACUUGUUUGUGUUCAAAUUUAACUAGAUUUUUGGGGAGGUUAAAAAAAAAAUGCUGAUUAUCAUAAAUAAAAUAUUUUAAAAACAAAACAAAGUUAUAUAGGUGAAAAAGGCAUAAAGUUUAGUGACACUUAAGCAGCAAUGUCAUAACUGCUUUGGCUACCUUGGCAAAAUUAUAAAUGAAACUUGUCAUUUAUAUAGGACGCCAAUGACACACAGUUUUCUCAUCCCAUAGCCUCUGGUGUCAGCGAGAGCUGAAACGUUUCCAUGUUCUGUGAUAUUUGGAGAUCUGAAACAAGAGCCUGUUUGAGUUUCUAGAGAUAUUAUGUGCCAUGUGCUCAACUGUAUAAGGCUUAAUAUUUUGUUUUUGUAAAUAUCUAGGAAAAAGGUCUAACAUCACCUCUACAAAACCAUAAUUAAAUAUUUUUUUUUGGCAAGAUGAUGAUAGUAGGACUUAGAACAAAACUAGAGGCAAGGCACAACCUUUGUCAUUUCUCUUCUUUCAUAAAGUUUUUACGUACAAAGUUUUAUAGGAAAAACAUUUGGGUACAGAAAGAAAAUCAAAUGACAGGAAUGUAAUAAAACAAAAAGUAGACUUAACAGGUUUAUAUAGUUUGGGGAAUCUCAAAGCAUGGGAAAAAACUCUUCCAGCUAGCUCUGUGGAUUUCUCAAUACUUCAAUCUUUAAUCAAUAAUCCUUUAGAAUAAAAAAAAUUAAAAUAGCAGAUUUGGACAGGGAGGAAUAUCCAAUACUUGUUGCUCUGCAGCAGAGUUGGCUUAGAUCUGCUAUAGUGUUUGAACAUGUAUCUCGGAGCAGAGAAGGUAUCUGGAAGGAGAAAACGGGUCAACCUCUUAAACAGGAUUGAUGGAGAAAUAACAAGCAAAUUGCACACUAUAGGAAAAUGUAGCUGAGCUGUUCUGUUCUACAUCAUUUCCAGUUUAGUAGAUAAUCACACAAAUACUGCAUUCUGGAAAGGUUUUAGGUUCUCUGCUGAUUUUAAUGUUGGAUAUUUUUGUGCAGGUUUAUACGCAGUUCACUGGGCAGUGAAAGUAGACAAUGAGAGGUGCUUGGAGCUGCUGGUAAAGCAUGGAGCUAAUGUCAAUUCCAUGGAAAGGAAGAGUGGCCGAUCCCCUCUCCAUAUAGCUGUGGAAAUGGACAACUUAAACAUGGCCACGUUUCUGGUGAAGAAGGUACAAACCAAAGCACUGUCAGAGGCAUUGUUUUAAAUAAUGCACACACACUGUAUCUAUCACAUAGCAAGACACUGUCAAAUAUCUGUGCCUUUUUUUUGAUGACUUAUGGAUUACCAAAAUGUUCCUUAGUGCUGCUAUCAUGUUAACCAAAUACGCAGUAAAUAGAUCAAAUACUUUGUUCUUUAUUUUUAAAACAAUUUAUCAUUAAAUUGUGUUUAUUAUUUUGUUAGAAUACCUUUUUUAUUUAGUAGUUAUAAUUCUUCACUCCAUCUAUUAAUGUUAUUUUUAGAAUCCAGUAGAUAGAUGAGAAUUUCAAAAUUCCUCUCUGGAGGUCUUUUUUCAAACCCAUAAUCUUUAAAUUUUUUGGGACACUCUGGACACUGUAAAGACUUCAUCUCUAUAAAGUUGCUACGGUGUCUGGACGUUCUGGGUACCAUCUUACCUAAACAGGUGAAACCAUUUUCAGACAGUUGAACCCCAAACCCCUCUGUAUACACCUCCUACCUCCAAGACUACCAGUGAUAGGCUGAUCAUUACUGGCCUCCCAUUGAGAAAUAUGCUUUAUAAAGUUACGUAUCUAAAGCAUAUUUCUCAAUGGAAGGGCUAACACUGGCACCCAUGAAAAUACUUCCACAUUGGGGUUGGAAGAGGAGGUGGAGGGACCAGGACAAGCCCUAUCAGAGAGGCACUUUGGGGUUUGAAAACAGUUUUACUCCUUAAGGUAAGACAGCGAUGAGGACCUCCAAAUGUUGUUCUAGUACCCUGGAGUGGUCCACUUUAACAUCUGAUCUUUGAGAGAGUAAACUUGCAGAAUCUCAAUAUUCUCUGCUUCUAUCUCUCUAUAUUUAUUAAAUGGUCCUUACUUAAAGCAUUCAUAUAUUAAAUGUUACUGCUGAUAAUUAAUAAGCCAUUUUCUUUAACAGUUAAAUGCUGAUGUAAAUGCUCGAACAUACGGAGGAAACACCCCACUGCACCUGGCUGCCAGUCUUGGGUCUCCUGUACUCACUAGGAUGCUGCUCAGUACAGGUAGAACAACUUCUUUGAGUCAGCUAGACCAGCUUUUUGCUCCGUGGAGUAAAAAUGGCUGUUAUCACAAAAUAAAUCAUACCGUUUAUUCAUACUUAUGCAGUAAUAACUACCAUUAGAAAGUAAUGCACCUAGAUUCACUGUAACCUUUUAUAUACUGAACAUAGUUAUGCAAUUUGGAUAUUUAAGGUCACCCUGUAUUUGAUAGUCCUUAAAAAUAAUGACAUUGUUUCUGGUUCCAUCCCGUGCCAGCUCCUUCUCUCAGUUUGCACAUCAAGGUAGUGUAGUAGAGAGUAUAACCCAUUGCGAUUAUCUACCUAUGCAAAUUGAUACUUUUUACCCCAUAUGUCAAACAUGUUUUGUUAAAAAAAAAAAAUUUGGCCUGUUUACCUAUUGUACAGCUCUGUGAAAUAUGUUGGUGCUUUAUAAAUAAUUGUACAUUAGAGACUGAAAAAUCAUAAUGAUCUCCUAUAGGUGAAAUGCCUUAUGGCACAGUAGCCAGUCUAUUGACUGGUAAAGUAUCCUGGGAGUUAAUCGCUCUGUAUCCCCGGGGUAUCUCCGUUCUAACCACCGCUACCUAAGGUUUUUUUACAGGGUUAGACCGGCAAGCCAGCUAUGGCUGUGUAAAGGGACUCUUGUCAUUUGUACGAGUUCUGUUUUAUUAUACAUCUAAUUCAACCUAUGCAUUGUGUUUGUCCAGACAGCUAGCAAAUGUAUAGAUCUGGUUGUAAAGUAAAAACUGUACUUACAUGUCAUUUGGUGCCAGUAUAGGGGGACUGGCAGGUAUACAGCACUUGCAUAAAGGUCUAUAUAAUAAAGGAGAGAAAACACACACUCACACUCACUCACUCCCUUUUACUUAUGCAGACUAAUUAGAGAGUCUUCCUUGCAGAAGGUACAGCUAAAAGAAUGUUUAAUGGCAAGGAUGGGAGUAAAGCCACCAUAUGUGCAGAUUCAAUCAGACAUACCUUUAACAUUUUAUGGUUUUAGUAGAUCAUGCCUUUUUCUUUUUUCUUUUUUGCUCAUUACAGGAGCAAAUGUUCUAUUGGAAAAUGAUGAACCUGUGACGGUGUCUGCAUCCUACGACAGCGAUUCCGAUGUGCAGAUGGAUACAGAUUCUGACCAUCAGGAGGACAGUGAUUCAGACAGCAGUGUAGCUAUGGAAUCCGACGGAGAAGAGAUGGACAUUAACACACCGUGUCCAAUGAAAAAAAUGCGUUCAGGCCACACACCAUUUGACUUAACCAGAAGUGACAAGGUAAUUGUCCUGUCUUUAUUAUAAAUAUUUAAUAAGUUACCAUGGCAAUAUGUAUUACAUAUAGCGACGUCUGAUACCACCACCAUCUCCACUAAAAUUGGGCAAUGUCAAAUUCCUUUAUGGUCAUUGAAUGGAUCAUGUAUUAUAAAAUGAGCGAGAAUUAUUUUGCAGAGUUUAGGUCAUUUUUACAACUAUAUUCCUAACUAUGAUAUUUAGCUUUUUCACCACGCUGCACUUUAUGUAUACCGGUAAUUCCAUAACUUUUAUACACACACACACACACACACACACAUACAUACAUACAUACAUACAUACACACACACACACACACACACUUUUCCAUUUGUUUUCAGAGUUAUUCUUCUUAUACGGUUGUGUUGUAUUGCAUUAAAUAUAGACAACAUUUCAGAAAACGUUAUUUUGUCUUGUUUGUAUUUCUUGCCUAUAUCUGCCUACCAAUAGCACAUCCAUGGAAAACUCAUAGUUAAUUGUAGCAUUAUGUAACUGAUAGAAACCGCUAAAUUACCACUGGCUGACAUUUUCCAACCUUCUGGGAUACAUCAUGUAUCUAUUAAAUAUUUACAUUUGAGCUAGUAGGAGAGUGUGAGGUUGUCCUGCUGACAGAUAUCUUGAUGCACAGUGGAAAAAGUUCCACACAUUUUUGCACUAUCUUUAGUCAUGCUGCCCUAACCCCCUGCAGUCUAUAGUGCUAUUGCUUUUAAAGUGCAAGAUUUAAAGUGCAAGAUUUGCUUUUAUUUUAACCAAAAGACUAGUGUGGAGUAAAAACAUAAGUAAAAAAAAAAAAAAUCAACUGAUCAAGAGCAGGUGUGAUAGGAACAAUGACUAAACCGUGCUGCCUCACAAUUGUUAUUCCUUCUUGCAUGGAACGGAACCUAAUUACUUUGUGUUUUUGUUCUGAUUUGCAGGUUAGAGAUAUCUUAUCCAAACACAUAUCGGCUUGCAUAACGAAGGGACCCGAGCCAGGUAAGAUCUGGCAUACCGUAGAGUUAACUGUGUCUCAAUCUGUUCUGUCAUGCUUCUGUUCAGUUACAGAACAUGGUAACCUACAUAUUUCAAAAGAAACUUGUCACUUCGCAUCUACAUACAUCUUGUAGUAUCAUUGUUUAGUGUUGUGGAAUGCAUUGGUAUACUACAAAUAUUAAAGGGACUUUGCUGGCUGCUUUUCAUUCCCUAUUUUAAGGAAUUAGAGGAAAAAGUAAACACAAUCCCCAUUAGUUAACUGUAAAGCAUAUUAUACUUGUCUUUGUUAAAAAAAAUAUUCGCUAUGAAUACACAAAAUAGUAUUCUUACACAAAAUCAUAAAUCUAUAUUAUUGAUUCUUCAUUGGGGUAACCUGCUUUGUCUAAGUGGAAACAAACAGUUUUCUUUUGCUUACAGCAUCUCACAUGUGACUGAAAUCUGUGCAUUGGACUUUUUAUAAUUAUAGUUGGUUUUCCCUUUUUUUAGAAAGUGUCCUCUGUCUGAAAUCCAGCACGGUACAGCGUCUAGAGAAGCUACUGAAUGAAGGUCAGACUGGUGCAGAUUGGACUGAACUUGCCAUGAGGCUGAACCUCCAAAGCCUGGUUGACACAUAUAGAAACACCACUUCUCCCACAGAGAGUCUACUGCGCAAUUACGAAGUACGUUUUUAUUGCAUUAACUUGGUUGUAGCAAAAAAAUAAUAAAAUAAUAUAAAUAUAUAUAUAUAUGUAGAGUUUGUAAAACAAAAUAUUUUUUGCCUUUAUAUUUUUAGCUUGCUGGUGGAAAACUUAGCGACCUGAUUAGAACUCUAGAAUCGAUGGGAUUGAAUGAGGGUGUCCAACUACUACGUACAUCAGAAACCUUUAUAAAACAGGAGAAUUCAGGUAAUUAGAACUUUCUUUUUGAAAAUUCUAGGAAGUAGUUAAUAAAGUACCCAUGCGGCCUGUUGGUUGGCUAUGUAUGAUUACACAAUGGGUCGCACAGAAUACGCAGUUAAGAACAUACAUAUUCUUCAAAUUUAUUUUAAAUCCGAAAUGAGUAAGAACCAUCAUAGUAUAAAAUUUGAGAAGUGUAACACUGCUUCUUAUUGCCCUAAGGAUUUCGGUCUACAUUUGAGGAUUAACCUAUGAAUGUGUUUAACUGUUUGGCAUAUUUUGUAUAGCCAGUACUGUGUGACUGAGGGGAUCCAAAAAGGUGCAAAUCACUAACCAACAGUGAUUUGGACAAUAAUCAAUCACAAGGCCCUGCAUAAAAUAUAUUUUGCUUCUUAACUACUGUGAUUUGGUGUAGCAACUUUUUGUCUAUUGCAGAAGUGGAAUAUAACUCCACAGUGUACAUUUACACAGUGCCUUUCCCAAUACUCAUAUUGUUCCUUCGAGAGGAACUUAAAAAGAUGUUGUGUUUCCAUUACACCGGAAUGAAGUGACACGUUAAUUUUAUUCAGUGCUAUUGAGCCUGCUUCUCAAGCAACAAUUUAGUUUUUAUCCAGAUGUUUUUCGUUUCAUCCGCUUCAGCUAGAAUUAAUUGUGGCUGCAGGGAGAAAUGUAUAUUUGUCAAAGAGGAGUUAUUUUUGCUCCUCUUAAUUAAGGAGGCAAAGUGCUCGAGAGGCUCAAAUCCAAACUCCUAUCAAGUAUCAACAAACCUAAUUUCUUCCCAAUUCAGAAUGAAUGCAAUUAUACUUUCCACCAUAAAAAUGACAGUAUGUUCUACUUAGUGGUGAGUGUCAGCAUGUGUGCUCCACACAUAGAAUGCUAAUACAGGAAUUAGCAGAAUAUACUUAUGUUCCACCUCUGUGUGUUCUAAGUGUCCAUCGCAGUCCUAGUUAAGCAUUAUUUCCCCUGGGUAAUGUUACUUUAUUUAAUGUUGCUACUACUGUUUGGCAUCUAUAUCGAAGGAAAGCUUUUUUUUUUAAUUUUUUUAUUUUUUUUUAUUCUGCUGCAUGGACCGACUUAGAAUACAUUUAACCCCUUAAGGACUGAGCCAAAUGUACACGUUGUGAUUAAAACAAAACGUAAACAAAAACUUGAAUUUGCGGCAUAUGUCUGUUCAGGCGUAAUUCGCCUCUUUCAUUUUAUGUGCACCCACACUUAUUAUAUAUCAUUUUAUUCAGGGGAAACAGGGCUUUCAUUUAACAUCAAAUAUUUAGGUAUAAAACAUAAUUUAAUAUGAAUAAAAUAUAAAAAAAAGGGAGAAAAUAAGAAUUUUUAAAAAAUGUUUAGUUCUACGUGACAUAACUGUGAAUGUCAUAAUAUGGUUUGCUUAUACUGCAAUAAAAUACACAUUUGUAUUAAGCGAUGUCUCACGUGUAAAACAGUACCCCCUAUGUACAGGUUUUAUGGUGUUUUGGGAAGUUACAGGGUCAAAUAUAUUAUGUUACACUUUUCACUUAUUUCACAUUGAAAUUCUGUAGAUUGGUUACGUUGCCUUUGAGACUGUAUGGUAGCCCAGGAAUAAGAAUUACCCCCAUGAUGGCAUACCAUUUGCAAUAGUAGACAACCCAAGGUAUUGCAAAUGGGGUAUGUCCAGUCUUGUUUAGUAGCCACUAGGUCACAAACACUAGCCAAAGUUAACGUUAAUAUUUGUUUUGUGUGUGAAAAAUGCAAAAAACUAAUUUGAAUUUGAAUAUAUAUAUUAAAAUACACUUAGUGUAUGUGUAAAUGUGUGUGUGUAUAAAUAUAUAUAUAUAUAUAUAUAUAUUUAGAUUAUAUAUGAUCUAAGUAUAUUUUAUUUGUAACUUUUUUUUUUUUUUAUAACUAAUAUUUUAUUUUUACUACAGGAGAGAGGCAGAGACAGUGUCAGCCAGUGAUUUCACAUCACUGGGUGACCACAGGGGGAGUGCCUGGAAGGUACAAGCACUCCCUCUACCCAUCUGCAGGGGGAUCAUUGCGCCUGUUACAUGUAUCAGCCAUUAGGCUGACACAUGUAACACUGAUCGCAGUGACAGGCUGUCACUGCGAUCAGAGCGCUCUGAGAUCGCAGUCACUGACCCCAGGGGGACUGCCUGGGGGGCCAGGUAUGUCCCCCGCCUGCAAUCUGCACAGGGGAAAGCCGACGGCCACGUGUGUCAGCAGAUUUGAAAUCGGCUGACACACAGUAAAUACCGAUCGCACUGACAGCCUGUCCCUGUGAUCAGAGACUGCAGAUCACGGUCACCGGCCACAGGGGAGGUUGCCUUGGGGGCCAGGCAUCCCCCUGACCGCGAUCUGCAGUGAUCGAUUAGCGCCGGCCACGUUUGCAGCCAUUAUAGCGAGGGCGUACUAUUACGCUUGCCGGCGUUUAGAGCCUGCUCCUGCAGGGCUUAACAGUACGCCCUCCGGAUUUAAGGGGUUAAGGAAAACUAUAAUGCCCCCCCCCCAUCUCCUUCUGUCUCUUACCUGAUUCCAGGCUCUGCCUCUGCUCCUACCUGCUGACGCCGAACACCUUAGGCCUUCCCCGAUAGGAAAGCAUUAUACAAUGCUUUCAUUCGGGGUUUUAGGUGAUCGUAAAUGACCUCCUGCAUAGAGUGAGGAUGGUCAGAGUCAGGCGACCAAAGUCAGUCUCUAGACGUGGCGAAAACCCUGUAAGGUAAUUAUUGCAGUUUAUCAAAAACUGCAAUAAUUACCACUGCAGGGUCAAGGGACACUGCAUAAAUACUACUUCAAUGUGCUGAAGUGGUCUGCGUGCCUAUAAUGUCCCUUUUAUCUGAACUGCUGUACAGACACUUGAAACUCCCCACUACAUUAAAUGAUACCUAACCUGACAUGUUUGCUCUUCUGAAAGUUAAGUGAUGAUCUCAAUCAUUGUAUUAAACAAUGUAUCAGGAUACAUGGAGGCCUAUGGCUAAUGAGCAGAAAUAGUGCUUGGCCGUCUGCCCUGGCUGGUAAAUAUCUGUGUGAUCUUGUACCAGAAAGCAAGAUUUACAGUCAAUCAAAAGCACAAGGUUCCAGGCAAACAAUUCUCUUUGUAAGUAUACAGUCAUGACAUUGCAACCUUUAAAUUGGGGCUCAAAAUUGUCUUUCACCCACUUGCCAGUGAGAUUAAAUGCUCUGAAACUUAUCAGUGCAGCUCGACCUUCUCUAACCAUGCAUUUGUGCUGCACUUUACAGUCCUCCUAACACCAUGUGACAGAGACAGUCUGUCGGGUCACAAAAACAAUACCUGACAGUUUUGGUGAAAAAUUAUUUUGCUAAGCAUUUUUAGGGUUUUAAUGCUAAAGGUUUAGAUGCUGUGCUAACAGCCAUUCUUUAUAUUGCACAUGGCAUUUGGGUUAAUUUUAACCCCAUACACAAUUAUUGAAUGACAGAUUCACUUGAUUUACCAAAAUAAACAAUUGUGUAAUGUACACACACACACACACACACACACACACACACACCUUAGCAAAUAUAUGCUGUAGGGCUUCAGUUUGUACCACAACAGUUGCACAGCAAAUCUGAUUUUUGUCUUUUGUUAUGCAUGUGCGUAUGUGUGUUAGAACUACAUAAUCAUAUUCCCUGGCAAUAACCAUGGCAGCAUUACAGUAGUCCAAACUGUCAUGGUGAUCUGAAAAAUAAAAUUGCAAUAAAUACGGAAACAACCUUCUGUUUAUUGGCCAUGUCUACAAUUGCUUAAAUAUGGUUAUGCUAUCCAUUUCAUACUUGUACAGUAGGUUAUUUAAUGCAGUCUCUUGUACUGUACAUACACGAUGCAGUUAUUUUCACAUUGUAUUCUCGAAGUAGCUUAUAAUUAAAGGUUUCUGUUUGAAAAUCAGUAAUAUUCAAUUCUGCCAGUGCAAAUGACUUGACAAAAGCAAGCUUGCAGAAUACUAAUGGUUAAAUCUGUAGGUAUUCUUAUUCUAUGUAGGUUUUCAGACCAACAACAAAAAACAUGUUUCUUUACAUUUGACUGCUUAUAUUGUAACAUCACCUAUGCAUGCAAUAACUGGUAGUAUGUUUAACUAAAGCAUGCUCAUCCUGACAAUUUCUGAUGUAUUCAUGCGAAAAAGUGACAACUUUAUUGUUUAAGAAUUUUCCUAAUUCGCAUGUAUGUGAUGCUGUGUUGUAUUAUUGAAACAAUGAGUAACAGCAAAAGGUUCUUGAGCUAAAUUUCAAAUAGGCAUUCCAUGGUAGAAGGUACCACUUAUAUUUAAUGCUUGAAAAAUUAAUGCAUUAAACAUGUCUUUAAAUUGAGAUUUGUAAUUGAAUUUGAAAUUGUAUGUGUUCCCUUACUCCUAGAAAUGAAAGUGGACAGCGCCUACGAAAGUCAGUCGGUGGAAGGGGAAUGUUCUACCAGGUCGUCGAUCAGUGAUCUCCCAAAACCUGCAUCCACAGGGACCUUGAACAUUUCUCCAGAGCUGGCCUGCAGCACUGAGCCAGCUAGUGGACAGUAAAACGGCAAAGUUUUGACCUCUUGCCUAUAGACUACAUUGAUCUAGAAAGCUUGGAACUUGACAUAUGACUUUGGAUCUUUCCAAUGGUUAAACAAUGCCAAAGUCUUUCUGAAAUGAGGGAACAGAAAGCAACAUCCAGGGGGCUAUUUGGAUUUUAUCUUUUGGAAACUGCUCUUUAUUUUAUUUUUUUUUAUUCAUCCCAAUAACGUUUGGUAAGUAAUUAUAACCAACCUAUACAGUAGAAAUAAAUCACAUAACUAUUGUGAACUGUGGACUAAAUGGUAGAAUGCUUGACUAUUCGCUACACUCUCUGGAUAUAAAUCGGGCCAAUUUUCCUCUCUUCAGGUAAUUUUUUUUUCUUUUACUUGUGCAUUUGUUCACUUUGAAUUCAUCACUAAUCUCCUUAUUUAAAUGGUUUUCUUUAUUUUUUAUUAAAAAAAAACAACAAACUGUG